CCAGGGCCGGCUGAACUGGGGCAGGGCCUUGAUUCUGAAGCGCCUGCACCUGUGCCGGAUCCUCAGGAGCAGGCACCAGGUGAAUCCACUCUGGCUCCGGAGGUGGUUGAGGACUCAGUGCCUACAGGUGAGUCUCCCCCUGGGCCCAGUAACCCUUCGGCCUCUCCUGAACAGCAGAGGCUCAGGGCAGAGAGGCGAAGGGAACUGGUUUCUCCCAGGAGGAGUGCUCGCCUUAAGGCCAGGAGAGGCGGGUCUCCUGGGGGCCGGGACCGCCCCUGGCCUCAGAGAAGAUAAAGGCCAGUCAGCCCGGUCCCAGGUUGCGGGAGCAACGUCAUCGAUGAGCUGUUUCGGCCAGCAUCCAGUCCUGUUCCCCCAGUGUUCCUGUCCCCGCCCGGCUUCCUGCUUCGGACCUCAUCUCGCUCCUUGAGAACUGUUUCCAGACCAGUGACCCAGGACCGGACUUUGACUACGCCAACGGUAACCUUCCCCCCGGGACCAGCACAGCAACCCACCCUGGCAUUAUCAGAUACCCAGAAGGUGAUAUUUCACCAGUCCUGGCCACCUCUCAGAAGACAUAGUCACGUCCCCCUUCACCUAGGUCCAGGAGGAUCCACUAUGCCGGCUAGGCAUAGUGAGAGAUUGCAGAAGAUGGGUGCACCUCAUUCCUACACCAAAGGUGUGUGACGGUGUUGCAACAACAUCCAAAGUUUGGGCAGUUAAAAGCACUUGCCUUUUGUUGCAGCUGUAGUUAGGAUUAACCAUGUGCAUUGCCUGAAACCAGUGAUUUGCAUGUGUACCAAAGUGAUCUCUAAACAUUAAGGCCUUGGGAAAGAAUCCUUCUUCAAGGCUUUUGUUUUUUCAGCAGCUGGGAGCCAGGACAUCUACUAUUCUACCACUCUUUAAGUUCAUACGCUGGCACAAUAAAAUGCCCACUUCAGCAGGUUAUGCCUGGGACUGACUUAGAUCCCCCCCCCCCAGUUGAAUAGGUACUUGGUGGACUCCUAAUUUAUGAGAUGCCAAAAAUAGAUGUUCACUGGAGCACCAAAAUCCUUCUCCCACCUUGUACAGACACCUUUGAAGGGCAGGAAUAAAACAUAGUUCCUUUCAUUUGAUCACCCUGAUGAAUAUCUAUUGCCCAGUGCCAUCACUGUAUUGUAGAAAAUUCGAUGACACUCAUAAAAGAGGCCCAGGACAUUCUGGCAUCUCCAGGUUUUUUCAGCACAUCAGCCUCUUCUUAUGACAUUUAUGGCUUCCCUUAAGGGACUCUAGGAAUUGCAAUUGGUGUUCGCAUUCACAAUGUUUAUCAGAUUCUUGUUGCGAACCUCUCACAACACUGUAUAUAUAUAUAUAUAUAUAUAUAGCCUGCAAGAUUUCUUGCAUGAUCAGGCACGUUUUCACACGUGUAAUUUAAAUCACCUUCUGAGAUUUCCUCAUGCUCUUUAGAAGAAUGUGUCAUCGUAUAAAUCGAAAGCACUGAUGGGGGCUGUCCAUCCCCCCGCCGCCAAGAUUUCCCCUCUUUCUGUGCCACAGUACAAUUAAAAUACAAUACAGAACAACAAUACAGUCAUUAAAAGCCAGUAAAAAUUAAUCACAGGCACAAGCCCUUGAAUAUAACAUGUAUGGCAAGCAAGAGGGUGAGGCAAAGAGUCAAAUCUCUCAAGCCAAGCAGGGAAAAGCCCUCACCCUGGCUCCUCACCUUGAGGGUUUCCCUGGAGGUCCCCCGAGUUUAACUGGACAGGGCAGAAUAGUGUGCCUCCUCUGGUUAAAAGAGGAGUUUGUGACUCUGCUCUCCCUAUCUCAACUUGAAUAAAAUAUUGGGGGAGCCCAGGUGUGAAUAGAAAUGCCCAUCAACGGGGGGGGGGUGUUCAAUUAUUUUAUUGGGGCGAAGGGACCUCAGCCCCUAGGAUUGGCUCCUAUUCCCCACUUUGUCAUUUCCCCAACAGAAAUCCUCCUAGGCUGCGAUUUGCUGGGGGGGGGGGGGCUGGGGGAAGAGGCAGAUUUAUGGCAGCAACCCCCCCCCCCCCCCGCGCGCUUCUUCUGCUAGUGGUAACUUUAGAGGGGUGGGCGCGACGGCUCAUGGCAGCCGCCUACAGCGGGGGGAAUGGUUGGCAAGCCCUCCGCCUGGGCUGCGAGCCUGAUCUCCAUCCUGCCUCUUCCUUCAUCAGCUGAGUUCCCGUCUACCUCUGGCCCUCCGCUGACUCUCUGCACGUGCUCAGAGGCAGCCUUUGCCGUUUCCAAUGAACCCGGGUCUUGUGGCUAGGAGAGCUCGCUCGCCCCGAUCUUCUCAAGGCACAGAUCUCCCCGACCCGCCCCCCCCCCCCAACUUCCCCAUCCCUUCUCUCCGGAUCUCUCCUCCUGCCUCUGUGAGACACGAGCCCGCGAGAGUUUGAGCGACUAGCUAGGGCUGCCGAGGGGCUGGGAUGAGCUGAGGCCCCUCCGGCGGCAGCUCGUCUCCCCAGACCCCGCAGGAGGCGAAGCGGAUCCGCCAGGAGCCGGAGGGGGGCGGAGCCAGAGCGGCGUCGGGGGGCGGGAGCGAGCGAGGGGCGGGGGGCGAGAGCAGCCGAGCAGCGCCGACCCUGCUCUGCCGCUCGCCGCCGCCCCUGCUCUGCCCGACGGGGUCGCCUUCGCUGUAGUGGGAGGCGGGCGGGCGGGGGCAGAGGCGACGGCGGCCGGAUCCCGCGGCAGGCAGGCAGGCAGGCAGGCAGGCAGGCAGCUCUCCUCCCCACGGCGGCGGCGAUGCGGGCGGUCCUUGCCCUGGCGGCUCUGCUGGGCAGCCUGCUCCUCUGCCUGUGCCUCGGGUGGCUCUCCGCCGAUGGCUCCGGCGGCGCGAGGUACUGGAGGGGGUCUUGCCUGGGGGGCUGCUGGGGGUGGCGGGAUCCCACGCGGCGGGGAUGAAGUCACGGGGAUGGGGUCGGGAGAGAGGCCAGCUCCAGCUUCCCUGCACGAGGGAGGCUUCCCCAAGGCAGGGGGCGCGCGUUUUUUGCGGGGGGGGGGGGCGUGCACGAAGGUGCCCAGGUCUUUGCUGUGGCUGGACUGGGCUCCUUCCUCGCGCCACUUAAUGCUCCCGGCUGGCCAACUUGGGUUUGUCUCGCUUGCUUGCCAGGGGCUGGGAGAAGGAGGUCAGGGCGACGACGGGGGGCACCCCCAGGGUGAUGCGAUCUCUCCGGGCGGCGUCGGCACCUGCCCAGCUGGAGCCUCCGUUGGCCACCAACAGGUAAAAAGGCUGAGCUUUGUUGUUGUUGUUGUUGUUGUUGAAACGCCUUUUCUCGCCUCCGUGUUGGGUUGGACCAAGAAAGGAGAGUUGCGCUGGUCCAGCGUGAGAAAUGCAGCUGCGAACAUCUGGAUUGUGGACCAGCGGUGUUCCAAGAAGGGCCGAUCAUCUUGAAAACACCGACGAGUUCCUGAUAUUGUGGUUGGUCCCUGAUUGUCCUGCUCUCACUUCGAGAUCCCAACUCUCAGGGGUCAACAUACGGUGACCUUACUUUUUCUUUUCUUUUUUUUGCAAAACAUUGUUCUUGUAACUUGCCUUUUGGCUUUUUUUCUUUCUUUUUUUUGCUUUUUGCCAACAGCUGUGAAAAGCUUGGUGGUAGAUUAUCUUAUCCCUGUAUUAUUUCAGUUACUUUUAAAAUUGCAUUUUGAAGUGUUAAUGAUAUAUUUCAACUGAAGCAGCACAAGGAAUCAUUUGUUCAUUUCAAAAUUUGUAACUGGUGGUGGAAACCAGAUUCCUUUCCAGGAAAAAAAUGAAAUCAGAAUUAUUUCCCAUUUAGGUUAGCAGAGAAACCAUCUUCAGCUUUGAAGAUAUUCUACCCCCACUUUUGUUUUCUUUAUUAUUUCUUACUUACUUUAUCCAUCACCUUCGCUUCGCUUCAAUCCUUUCUGCUGUGAGUCACCAUCCUCAAGCUCCGGUGUUUCUCUUUCAAACACUUUAGCUGUGAUCCACGAGACCACAGUAAUUUUUUCUUGAGAAGUUUCUUGUCUCCUCAACCCACUUAUUAAACUCCCACGGCAUAAAAAACAAAAAUAGUUUUAGGAUUUGGUGUGAAAACUUGCAGAAAUGGGAAAUGUCACCAGAGUAAGAUGAACAGUUUCACACAAUUUGACCUUUGGAGAGUUCUCAGGUCCAGCCCCCGCCUGCUUUUAGAAUCCCAGCAGUUUGUGACUACAAUUCUAUACCAGCCUCCCAAUUCCAUUUAACCAAGAGUCUUACUUCUGAGUAGACAUGUUUAUGAUUGUACUGUAAAUAGCCAGUUAGGUUCAGGUUUAAGAGGAAGAUUCUGAAAAAGUUUUGCAGGAAGAGAGAAUUCAGAUUGAGAACAUUCUUGUGUCGGCAAUCUUUUCCAGCUGGAUGGGAUUGGUAAGGUUUCUUUUGGGUCUCUAUUUCCAUUGUUUGGUUAUACUGUUUUUAAACCUAGUAGCUUUUAUUGUAGGAUUGCAAAUUGCCUUGAGAUUCAUGUAGUUCAUAUAACAACAAAAUGCUGUAUUGCCUGGAAUGGACUUUUUGAGAAGAUGCUUCAGAGUACUGUGAUCAUUUGGGUAUAUAAGGGGUGAGACAAUCUUUCAGGUAAACUGGUCCCAAGCUGUAUAUAGGGUUUUAGCCACCAAAGCCAAUACUUUGAACAUAGCCUAGUAGCCGAUUGGCAGCCAGUGCAAUUUCUCCAGCAAUAGAGGUAAUGAGCCGUUGAGUCACUGCAUUUUGCACCAGAUGCAGCUUCCAGAAUCCAGAUCAACCUCAAGGGUAGCCCCGCUUAGAAAACAUUGGAGUAAUCCAGCCUGGAGGUUACCAGUGCAUGGACAGUAGAAUCUAGGCAAGAUCAAUACAGCCAGGGAACUGACCAAUGUUAAGUCUAUUGAGCUUGGAGCUGAUCACCAUGCAAACCCCAUCCCUUAAUUGAGGGCUAAACAGAAUGUAAGGGGUGGGUUAUCUGGUUUGGAGCCUUGCAUUACAACACUUGAUGGAUGAGCUUAUACAAUGCCUACUAACAUUUUGAUCAGGGCUUUAAAGGGGAGUUAUUGCCUUUGGGUGGGUUCAGCAGCAGGUUCAGACUCCACACCCAGAAGAUCUGAAUCCCUUUUCUGACACUAGCAACAAGUUCUGAUUCUCAGGCAGGUCUACAGGUUAUUCUUCCCCUGUAUUUUGGGUGGGUUGGGGGCUUUCUCCCUAUAUUUACAUACCGCUUUUCCUCCAAGGAGCUCAAGGUGGUGGUGUUGGCUCCCCCACAUUCCAUUUUAUCUAACAACCUUGGGUGUUGAGUUAGGCUGAGAGAUGGUGGCUAGUCUAAGGUCACUCAGUGAGCUUCAUGACCGAGUCAGGAUUUUGAACCCAGAUCUCCCAGCUCCUAAUCCAACACCCUAACCAAUACUUCACUCUGGUGUUCAAUUCCAUAUGUGACAGGAUUCUCCUCAACUGACAUUAUAGGCUGCUCUGCAUUGGUCUCUCCUGGGAGAGAGACUCAUUCUUCUUAUGUAGCUAGUUCCUCAGCUGAUCUGUGCCUUUUGCAAGUAUUUCCCCCCCAGCAUUCGACUGACAUUUUUCUAUUACUAAAGCGCUUGCUUCUACAGAACUUCCAAUAUCAAAUAAGCCUUUCCACCUAGAUUUUGAUGCUGAUUAAAGGUAUAAACGGAGGCCUUACAAGUCUUAUUCCAUUACAAUUAAUAAAGGAUUUGCCAAGUUAAGCCGAGCAGUGAUUUCUUUCUUUCUUUUUAUUUUUAAGCCAUGGCACAGAACAUCCAUUUUCUUGGUCAAAACCCUUUUACAGUAAAAUAGUAUGUUUUCCUGUCUCUUUGGCCUUCUGUGACUCCUGUAUUUUCAAAUUACUUUAGGGUUCAAAAGCAGUGAAGGACUGACAAUAUUUACUUCAUUCUGUGGUUGAAUGUUCAACAUUUGCUGCACUUCUGUAGAACACUGGGGACACCUCCAGGGCCAAUAAUUGUCAAUCCACUUAUAUAAAUUUCCCAACGGCUUUUUAAAGAGUUCCUUUUGUUUGCUUACAUCUAGUGUUUAAUUGUGUGGAAGCAAAGAUAAGAAAAUACUUUGCACAAAAAAAGCAACCACAGGAGUAGCAAUGCAACAACAAAAGCCUUUCCUUGUAAGCCUUUCUCUAGCAGGAUGCCAGGUGCUGAACUGCAGGACACACAAACAGAUGUGGUGCCUCUUACAGUUUUCCCCCAAACAUUCUUGACUCUCCUGUCAGUUUCCAUUAAAGUUUGUAAUGUGCAUGUUGUAGGAGCAGCAGUCAGGCAAGAGAGAUUAACUGACUAAUAAAGAGGGGAAAGCACCUGUUUCCAGGGAUGAAACAUUACAGCAAUAUAAUGCACUGGAAUUAUUUGGCUAAAAAUUAUGGCUGAUUAUUGUCGAAGUGUUAGCAAAGUCACUUAAGUAAUGCAGAUGGAGUGCAGUGAAAAAAGAAUCUUUGUAACAGUUUACUGAGGGAAACGGAGGGAAAUGGUGCAUACCGUAAUUUGAAGAGAAAGGAACAGAGGGUUUCAGUCCUUGUUUUGGUCAACCAAAUAUACAGAGGAAAACACUCUUCAGGACAUUUGCCACCUCAGUGAACCAGCCAGAUGGGUGGGGUAUAAAUAAUAAAGUUGUUGUUGUUAUUGUUGUUGUUGUUGUUAAAGAGCAUGCCAGUCUGGUUGCUAAGCAAUACCUCCACCCACCCACCUCUUGUCUAGUUGACUUUAACAUUAACAGAAUUAACCCCUGAGAUCCAAAUAGAAAUAUCUCUGCUAUUGCACUUCCAGAAAAAUGAUUGUGUGAAAUUCUUUCCACCAGUUGUCUACUCAGCAGCAUGUUGCCAGUCCUAUUUCUAGGCCCCGUGUGAGCUGUCUCUUCCCUUCUCCAUCCUGUCUCCUGACUAUCUCUUCAUCUGAAUUGAAUUGAUUUUAUAAUGAAAUGAUUUUAGUAUAUUGUAUAAUUUUACUGUUGUUAGCCACUCUGAGCCCAGCUUCGGCUGGGGAGGGCGGGAUAUAAAUAAAAUUUUAUUAUUAUUAUUUAUUAUUUCUCUACGCCCCGUUUAUUUAUGCCCUCAUAUCCUCUAUGCCCACUUCUGCCCAAUUUUAUUAUUUUGUUUCUACUUUCUUGCUCGACAGCUUCUCUAUACCACACAACCUCUCCAGGCACUCAGCCAGUCAAGAAGGGUUUUCUACAAAACUGACACUGCACCUCCCGCACAGCCCCUGCCCUGAUAUUUGACCUUCCACAAUGACAGACUUGGGCUUUAGAGCUUAGAGUGCUUAUAAACCUUCCAUGACAUCACAGCAGCUCAAGCAAUGACCUGGCUUGUGUGUGGACACAAGAAACAGGGAUGGUGUGUGCUUCUGUGAUUGUUAUUUUUUUCAUGGCUCCUGUCUACAACAACAGACCCUUUUGGAGAGGCUGUGAAAUAAUUAACCAAAUGUAAUUAAUUAUUAACCAUGCUACAGAGACCUCUAUGUUCUUUCUUCUGUCAGAACAUUGUACCCCUGAGGGUAAAAUAGUUAUUACAAAGAAUGGGAAUAGUUACUUAGCACAUAAGUAAUGGCCUGCAAUAUACAUUUGCUCAGCAAGCCUGGCAGCUGUGCUAAAUUGACUGCCAUCAUUAACAUUCUUAUUUCCUCCCAGACUAUGUCUUUAAGACACAUUAUGAAAUAGCCUUUCUGGGGUGCACCUGGCAGAACUGAUAUGCCGGAAAGCAUCGGCCAGCUAUCCCCACAUUUCUCCUGCAGGGGUGUUGACUUCUGAACUCUCCCUUCUAUAGCUGUCCCUUUUAACAGGAAUAAAUAGGUGAUUAUGGCCACAUUCACACACUGCAUUUAAAGCACUAUGAUACCACUUUAAACAGUCAUGGCUCUCCCAGAGAGUUCUAGGAGCUGCAGUUUUUUUAAAAAGGGCUGAGAGUUAAGAGACCCACCACCCACCCCGUUCCCCUCCCAAGGCUACAACCUCAGAGUAGUUUCACGGUCAAUCCUCACAGGGAACUCUAGGAAUUGUCAUUCUCAGAGGGGCACAGCGGUCUCUUAACAACUCUCAGCACCCUUCACAAUCUGCAGCUCCCAGAAUUCUUUGGGGACAGGAACCAUGAUUGUAUAAAGUGGUAUCAUAGCACUUAAAAUAUAUGGUGUGGACGGGGGGUAUGUUCAGCUUCACUUGCUGCCAGUCAUACAUCUCUUCUGUCAGUCAUACAUCUCUUCUGCUAAAGGGGCAGAAAAUAAUCCCCACUCCUCUUUUCUUCCUGAAUGACAUCUCUACACCCCUGACAAGCGCAGGAGAGGUGGAACUUAGCAGGGACCAUCCUUGUCUUCCAAACGCAGAAAUACUCUUGAAGAAUCUGUGGACCCCAUUAUGGAAAUUAAGUUUGUAAAUGUGAUCGAUUAUCUCAAGUCAGUGUUCCACCUCAGGCUGUGUUGUGGGUGAGCUUGGGGAUUGGCUUCUUUGUGCCAAAUUCCAUCCCAGCGCAACCCUGUAUGUUUCUCUGCAUGAUCUUAAGGCUCCCAUGCCACAGCUGCUACCUUUCUGCUCCUGUUUCCCCUAAUCUAGUUGCAUAGGCCACAUCUUCCACCCUGUCUCUUGCAUGUUCAGAAAGUACUCCCUGGAUCGGAGGACAAAAGGCACCUCAGCUUUUGUGGAGCGCAUACCGUUGGAAUAAGGUGUGACCCCUUUAAGCCCAAGCAAUUCGCCCAGUCCAGCAGAGCUGGAGGCACCCCCCUUGCUGAGCAGGACCACAUAGAUUUGCAGUUGGCAUCUGACACAUCAAGCAAAUCUGUGAGGCCUGUAGCCUGGCCUGAUCUUGAAUGCACAGUGAGCUAUCCAUGGUCCUGACUCUUAGUCAGCAGAUCCAUGCUUUGGCUCCUGGCUGGCCAGAAGGCCCCUGCGAACCACAGAAGGAGACCAGAGCAUGGGCAGGUGUGGGUUUAUUUCAGAGCAGAGCUUAGGGCUCAUCCACACUUGUCCCAUGAUUCCUAAGCACAGGCUUGAGAGGUCAUCCUUUUUCUUGAGAGGGAAAACCCACUGUAUACAGUGGUACUUCGGGUUAAGAACUUAAUUCAUUCUGGAGGUCCGUUCUUAACCUGAAACUGUUCUUAACCUGAGCUAAUGGGGCUGCCGCGCCGCCGGAGCACAAUUUCUGUUCUCAUCCUGAAGCAAAGUUCUUAACCCAAGGUACUAUUUCUGGGUUAGCGGAGUCUGUAACCUGAAGCGUCUGUAAGCUGAAGCAUCUGGAACAAAUGUCAAUCAGUUUUUCUGAGGGUUUUCCCAGGGCAAGCAGCAGGUGAGAGCUGGGAGGGCUCACCCUCCUUUGUGUGGAAUAAGAGUUAAGAUGCAACCUUGAUAUAGGGGUUUGUAUUGUUUUAUUUUCCUGUUGUCUUAUUUUUAUUUAGAUUAGUUUGACUUUUAUUGUAUUCUAUGUUGAAAGCUUUUUUUAAAAAAGAAUUGAUUACAUGAAAUCUCAAGACAAACAGAAAUGUGAAUGAGUCCUCUGUUGCAGUACAUGCAGUAUGAUGUCUCAUUUUUAGAAAUGACGAAGUUCCCUUAUGCAGAGUUUGCUUUACCCACCAUGAGCAGGCUCUGUGCGGAUGAGUGAGGGGUUCUGGGGAAGAGGCCGUCAUCCCAUCCUCGCCAGCUGCUGAACCCAGAGUAGCUAUCAAUUGAAUUCGGCAUUCAGUAGUGUUCUUGCCCCUCCAGGCAGAGUUCUGAUUUGAUUAGGCUCUCUUUUCACUGAGCUUGCUCAUGUAAUCUUUCUGCACCUGAGUUAUAGAAGAAAAUAAGCUUGGUGCUUGAAGAGGAGGGAGAUCACAGCCCUGAGGCUUCCUUGCUUCGCUUUAUAGUCUCUGUGGACAUCACCUUAUUACCAAGCAAUGGCAUAGUUCAGUAAUUUUAGAUUCUUGAGUUAAUGGCCUUACAAAGGCUCUCUCUUUUAGGGGAUAAUUACUUUCCUUUAAAAUGUGGUCAUCCAGCCCUGCCGCUGUUGCAUUUGAGGGGUCUUCCUGCUUCUGCUGUGUGGGGCCCUGGACUUCUGUCUCAGAGUCUGGCCCUGAUGGCAUUGCUGUUUCCCAGACUUUUGGGCACAUGCUAUUAGUUGGCCACCCCUGCCUUAGAGGAGAGUGACUUGUUGAUGAUCCUCACCACAGCAUUUUCCAAGGGUCAUUCUCUUCUUUUCCCAUGGCUGGAAUGAAUCCUUGAACUUUGGUUAAUGCACAGGAGCCUUUGCUUAUGGCAAAUAUGCCACGCUGUCAAGUUUAUGGGACUGACAGGACCAGCCCUGCCAUUAGGCAGAAUCAGACAGCUGCCUCAGGCACUGAUUUUGAGUGCCAUGAAUUGGCAGCAAAACUGUUAGUUACUUAAUUGAUUGUAGUGACUGUAUUUUGACUGACUGGGAAUGUGGAGAGAUACUUGUGGGAUUUUCUGCCUUAGGUGCCAAAUGAAUUUUAUUUGCCUUGUGGGGAGGAGUGGGGAAGCACUUUCUGCUGACCCAAACCAGCUUGGCUUUGUUUAAAAUGUCCUGAGAUUUUUCUGGAUUUGCUGCAGAAACUGGAAUUCAGAAUGCUAAAUGUACUUAUUAAUUCCCAUUCCAGUGGCUUAACUAGUUUGAAGGUUUGAUCUUGCUUGGGGCCGUCCCUACUAUUAGGAAAAAUGAGGCAACCGCCACAGGCAGUAGUUGCUGGGUGGGGUGUGUAGGAGCAACAUGUUGGAAGGCAGAUCUGAAUGUGUCACUAGGCCUACUAGCCUGCCAUCCUCAGAUGUUCCCCCAUUGCCAAUGUCAAAGAAAGAUUCAACUGCCAAUGCAGUUGGCUUCUAUACAUGGCCUGUGGUGGAAGGUGUGGAGUUCAAUGAUAGGGCAUAUUCUUUGCGUGCAAAAGUCCUAGGUUCAAUUCAGUGGUCUGACUCAAUAUUGAGAAGCUUCCUACGUUCCUAGGAGAUCCAUAUUGAUCUUUGCAUCAGACAGCAAAAUGUCUUGAGCCAGCCAUGGGGCGUGGGAAGGAGAUGUCUGCCGGUGAUGUCUGGCUUCAGUAACCUUUCAUUGGCCUAAAACAUUAGUGACAAUUCCACUGGGGGAAGGGGGGGGGAAGAGUGGGAAGAGAGUGUCAGACAACCUCUUACACAGUUGCCGUGAUUAAUGUCAGAAGACAAUUUGUUACUUCUGCCGUUUAAGAUUUUACAGUCCAUUUCACCGAGCAUUUAGAUUGCAUAUUACCUUAUUAAUCAAAGUGUCACGAACCCUAAAACAGCAAUGCAGUCUCAUUAUCUAAUUCGACAAAAUUAGUGGCAGAAUACUUAAGAAGUUAAAAGCAUGUAUCCUAUUGGGGAACAACAAUUGGUUUAUAAUGGUCAUGGAGUAGCUGACUUAAUAAAAAUGGGAGAGAAUGAAGAAUGAAUAGCAGUGUUAGAAAUAGAAGAACAUGGUAGGGUAUUUUCAAAAUUUGUACAUAUUUUGUCACUUUGGGGAGUGUCCAAACUGUAAUAUGGGAGUAGGGAGCCUCAGGCCAGUGGCCAAAUGAAACCCUCCAGUUCUUUCUACCUGGCCCCCAGGCCUCUUCCCAGACCACACCCCUCGUUGGCUCUACUUUGCACCCACCUUGAGUGUUUUCCCAUGGCUGGAAUGAGUCCUUGAACUGUAGUUAAUGCCCCUUGUUUGUCUGGGAUGGGUGAUAGAGAGUUGUAUGUGUAGAAACUAGCCUACAUACAAAGGUAUGAUAGCUUCCAUUCUUCCACCCAUUUCCCCUCUGGGCCUGCCCUCCAUUGCCAUGUGGCCCCAGGAUUGUUACACAUGAAGGGAAUGUGUCCCUCAGGCUAAACAACACUCCCCCCCCGGGCUGUAAUAGCAAGUGAAUCCUGGAUUUGGGGAAGAAGGAUCAUAGCUGGGGUAACUAUGUGGGUGUCUAUCCAGUCCGUAUGCCAAGAUCCAGCUGCCCAUGUGCCAAGAUAGUGCCAGGCACUUGAGACAAGUGUAGAGUCCAGAAGGAGAAUUGUAGCCAGCAAUCAGGGAAUCUAUCAGCUCUUUCCAAUAGUUUUUGAAAGGAGAGGGGAAAGAGUGCAAAUAUAAAGAGCAUGUAUUGUGAGCUGGCACAGUUUUUGACUUCCCACUUGAAAUCCAGAAGCUAAGACGACUAGAAGUAAUGAGUUUUAGGCAGUGUGAGAGUCAAGGCUAAGAAAGAAGGGAAUGCUAAUAUGCAGAAAAGGUCAAAGUCACCCAACCUUUGAAAGCUGGAGAUUAUAUUGUGAUUGGGUAAGAAAGCAUUGGACCAGGAAAUAUAAUAUUACCCAGCUUUUGGGAAUCAUUGGCUACCGCAGAGGAACUGCAGCACACAGAGCUCGUUUUUCAUGUUAUUAGCUUUCAUUUCCCCCCCUAGAGGUGGCAGUCAUUUGCACUCCCAUGCACUCAGAAGGAAACUGAAAGCGAGAUCCAUGUUGUGUGUUUCCCAAGCACAAAAUGUCAGGAAUGGCUCCUGGAUCUUAAAAACCCGAAGAGCAAGAGCAAAACGAUAGGUGGCCUGGAGAUUGGAGCAGAACUGAGCUGAGUGACACUGGGCUGUUUACUUUUCUUCUAUAAGUAAUGAUGGAUUUUAUUUAAAGCCUGUCACCACUCUUAGGACACUCUGAGGCCCGUUGGCUGUGGAAGAUGGAGCUUCUUUGCUUCAGUCCCUUUUCUGCUUUACACUCUCCUCCAAAAUAUUUGAGCGGGCACACCUGUUUCUCAUGACAGCAUAACACAUUUGCAAUUCUUGCACAACCUCAUGCUGGGAUAGCUGUGAACUCGUGCUGUUCAUAAGCAAUUGCAUUCUAGCAUGUUGACUUGGUCUGCUUGCACUGUCCCAUUAAAGCUAUUUAAUAGAGAUACAUUCAGAGAUAAACUCAGUGUUUGAUUUUUAUGGUUGUGUGUGUAUCUCGGAGCCAGUUUUCAAUACCACUUUUAUUUUUAGUGCGGCACUUUAUUUUCUCUUGUAUUGUUGUGUGCCUGUCAUUCAUUCCUACUGUGAAGAUGAAGGCUAUGUAUUUGGAGACAUCAUUGCCAGGGGAAUGAACAGCGGUCUCCUUCUGAAGGCAGAACCAAGGUUGAAGGGGAAGAGGAAUUCUGAUCCUGAAAUCUCCACCCACCUGACAGAACCAUGAACUUAUUCAGGGGAUAAGAUGAACAGAGGUGAUUUAGAGUAAAAGGGGAGUAGGGCCAGGGGUGGGGAUGUCUAGGAGAACAUUUGCCAACUUGGUGGCCUUCAGAUAUUUUGGACUGCAUGCUUUGGGUUGUGGCUGAAUCUGGUGCACAGCCCUAAUAUCUGAAGAGAAUGCAGGCAAAUUAAAUUCUCUGUGUGGAGCAUUUCUUGCCAUAUUGAGGUGGUUGCCUGAAGUCAAGGCCUAGAAAGUAGGUUUAAAGCAGUGGGUGGAAGCCUUUGGUCCUCUGAAUGUUGUUGGACUACAACUCCCAUCAUCCCUGGCCCCUGAAGGGCUGAAAGUUCCCCACCCCUGUCUUAAGAGCACACACAGCAGUAACACUGCAGAAGUGAAGCAGCACAGAGUCUCAACAUGAUACAAACAAAAGGUGGCCUUGAGUUCAAUCAUGGAAGAAAGGCUGGGUAUAAAGGUAACAAAUACAGCUAUAAUGAUGCUAUUUGAAAUGCACAUUCAUAUUUGAAAUGAGCAUCUUGGGUCUUUGUAAAAGCCAUUAAUGUUUAUUGUUAAUAUAGACGUGCCUUUUUGAAAUGCAAUUAUGUUGAAGCUGUGUGUGGUUAGAUAGAUAGAUAGAUAGAUAGAUAGAUAGAUAGAUAGAUGAUAGAUAGAUAUCACAUUUCUGAUUUACAUCAAAAUCAACAUAACACACUGAACAAUGCAAGCAAAAUUCACCCCUUUAUAAUAAAAUAUGCUUCUGGUGGCAACUCAGAGCAGCCCACUUCUGGACAGAAACCAUAGAAUGAAUGUUUGGAUAAGAUACAAGGAUUUAUUGGAAAAUAAAACCCCAAGGUGGCUGUCACCGAUGGAAGCAAAAGCUCUGAAAAAGCUCAAUAUGGAGGUCAAAUGGCCGAAAUAUUGGGAAAUUUUGGAGCAAGAUGGAGAUAGACUGAAAUUGCAGAGUUUUGAAAAACUAAAAAACAAAGUGCGAGACUGGCUUCAUUAUUAUCAGAUAAUGGAGGCAUACAAUUUGGACAAGAAAAUCGGCUUCCAGGUGGAAAAAUCAAAACUAGAAACAGAAUUGUUAGAACCCAAAACUAAGAUUUUGUCAAAGAUGUAUAACUUGCUGUUGAAAUGGAAUACUCAGGAUGAAAUGGUUAAAUCUGCUAUGAUUAAAUGGGCACAAGACGUUGGACAUAACAUAAUGAUGGCUGACUGGGAACAGUUGUGGACCACAGGUAUGAAGUUUAUGGCAUGUAAUGCCUUAAGAGAGAAUAUUAUGAAAAUGAUAUACAGGUGGUACAUAACCCCAGUCAAGCUUGCAAAAAUCUACCAUUUGCCUGACAACAAAUGUUGGAAAUGUAAAGAAACUGAAGGUACAUUCUUUCACCUUUGGUGGACGUGCCCAAGGAUUAAGGUUUUCUGGGAGAUGAUUUAUAAUGAAUUAAAAAAGGUAUUUAAAUAUACCUUCUUAAAGAAACCAGAGGCCUUUCUCCUGGGCAUAGUCGGCCAAUCGGUGUUAAAGAAGGACAGAACUUUCUUUAUGUAUGCUACAACAGCAGCAAGAAUACUUAUUGCAAAGCAUUGGAAGACACAAGAUCUACCCACACUGGAAGAAUGGCAGAUGAAAAUGAUGGACUAAAUGGAAUUGGCGGAAAUGACUGGUAGAAUCUGAGACCAGGGAGAAGAGUGGGUGGAAGAAGAUUGGAAGAAAUUUAAAGACUAUUUACAGAAAUAUUGCAAAAUUAAUGAAUGUUAGAAUGAUGUUGGAUUGAAGUUAAGUGGUUUCUAGCUGUAAUGGUAAAAGAAUAUGGAAAAAUUGGAUUUUCAAUAGGUCAAAACUUAAUGUUAUAAUAUAUUAAGAUUAAAGAUUAGGAUAAAAUAAGGAGGGAAAGGAAUUGCUGAACUAAUAAAUUGAACUGGAAUACAAAAAAGGGAGGCAUGAGGAGGUCCGGGAAACAAGUAAAUGAAAGAUAAGGGAUGAAAAGGAAUUAUUUUUAAUUGGGUUUUUUUGCAUUUUGUAUUUUUCUUUUUUCUAUUUUUCUUUUUCUUAUCAAUGUAAUCUUUUUUUGAAACUUUAAUAAAUAUCAUUAAAAAAAGAAGAAGUCCUGGGCAAAAAAAAACAACCAUAGAAUGAGAGUGAAACAGACUUUGCCAUCCUGAGUUUUCUCCCCUCACAAGCUGGAACUGCUGCUGCUUAUCUUUGCUUCACAGCCAUCCAUUGUGCAGCUGCUGCCAAGACCAUUUUUAUUCUUUCAAAGACUGAUUUUCCCUUUUAUGUUAACAGAACGGCUCCCAAUCAGACUGGAAUUCAGAAGUCUGAGCAAGCCUCAAAAUGCAAAGAGUUGUGGAACAACAAUUGGUCUUCAUCUAUCAAGAAAAAAAGGUAGGGAGGUCUUCUUCUGUUCUUAAAUUCAGUUGGUUUACAUCCAAAUACAGCUGCUAAACACAACCCAGGAUACCCAGAUGUGUGUUGGCAGUAGUUCCAAGGGUGAGAUGCUCAUUGCAAAACCAGGGCUAGAGUGGAGUCGCAUUGUAAAGAAAGGAGUUACAAGACUGACUGAGGUUACAGAUCAAAGCGCAGAGUGGCCAGACCUGAAUCUAGACCUGGAAUGCAUAAUCUCCAAACCUGAGUCCCUCAGGCCAGUGACAAGAGCUGGAGUCAAUGACUUGAACUGGAGCUUGAAGUACACAUAAAACAGGCACAGGUAGAAUCCCAGGUUCCCAGUAUUUAUAUAAUUGUCAUCUUGGGGCACCUCCCAAGGCCCACUGCUGAUGCCUGUCCUGGGCAACUGGGAGACUGGGUCUAGCCACCAUUAAAAUCCCCCCACAAUGCCCUCAAUAUCGUAUCACCCUGCGGAAUUGUGGGAAAGAUAAUUGGUAGCUACUGCCAUCUAAUUUCUGUUGGAAGUGCAACAGCAGGAAUCGUGCUGCUUGUAACUUAACAGUUAGUUCUGCUAUCAAUAUGUCAGUUAACCAAGUUGGGGGUGGGGGGGUUGUUUAAGCAACAAGGCAGAGUGGAAUGAUAUUUGUUGAGGUAUCAUGUGACACUAUUGGCAGUGUGAUUCUGAGGGAGCAUUUCCUCUGUAGGUUUGGUUGAAUGUCUCCCUGCUAUGUACAAGAUCUCAACGAGAAAAGAAAAAACUUCUCUGUUCCUUUUUCGAAUUUGAUACUGUUUUUGUGUUCCUCAGCAAUGUGUUGUCAGGAUUUCUUUUCUCUCUGGGCUACAUUAUUUAAAUGACUUUGCCAGCCACCCCACCAGCACCUAUCAAUGGCACCCUGGCAAUCUAGGAGCAUAAUACUGCUGGUCAGGUACAAGGGUUGAUGCUUCACAUCUUAUCCCUCUUCCUUUCAGUGCUUGAAGAGGCUCUGAGGCUGGAGCUCACACAGUUUCCAUUAGUCCACCAGCCAAACUCAGAGCAAACCCACUGAAAUUAAUCAAGAACUAACUUUGGAUUCAACCUCAAGUCACUGUCUACUUCACGUCCCAGAGUUCCUGGAUGUAUGGUGUUCCUUGUUGUUGUCUUUCUAGCCCAACAAGCAUAUUACUUCUAAUUUCUUCCCCUUCUUAGUCCCAGAACUUCUGGUUCCACUGUAAAACAGAUGAGCAACCUGUGGUCUAAUUUCAAAAAGUCUUUUGCAAGCAGCCUGUUGAGUGGGAAGGAAGAAGCACCAGAUGUGAGUGGAAAGCCGGCAGUGGAAAGAGGGACUGGAAGAAAGCAGGGUUGCAGAAAACAAAAGAGGUGGUCCUGCCUUGUUUUUGCUCUGGCCCGCCUCCCACUGGAUUCAGCCCUGCCCAGUGUCAGCACACGGUCCCUGACAGAUUUCCCCAAGGGAAAAAGGUUGUCCCACCAUGUCCUCUCACAUGAUGUGUCCACAAAUGUUAAUGCACAAGGACAAAGCAAACCUCUAGCAAACACCCUCAGUGUUUUGUUCUUUUCUCUGUGUAUUGAUUUUUAUGCUGCAUGUUUCAACAAGCAACAAUGACUAUACCUAUUUCAGCGAGGUAUUUCAUUUACUGCUUCUCCUGAGAAGUCUCUCCCCCCCCAUUCCCUUUUUUUCUCAUUAGACUUCAAGCGUUCCAAAAUCCUUCAUUAGGACGAAAACCAUCAAGACACUUAUCUUCAUUUAGGCUUCUUCUUUUUUUAAGUGUUUUGAACAGCAGAGAACGUUUAAAAGUUUGCCUCUGUUGAAUGAGAUGCCUCUAGGUCAGCUCUCGCAUUCAGAUUGCUCUGACGAGUCACAAUGUGAUGGAAGAGCACACAGGACAGCAUAUCGGAGCAGUAGCCCUUCGCAUGGACCUGUUCUGCAAUUCUGGACCACCACUAGGGAGUAGGGAGCAAGGAGAGAAGUGCAAAGUCGUGAUUCUGACGGCUCAGCUAUGGUAACAGGCAAACUCUGCAGUAGUAAGCGGAGCUGCUAGGAUGGGGUGGGGGGGAAUUCCUGCCUAUAUCCUUAAGACCAAGGAUGCCAACCCAUGAGCACAUUUGCAAACCAUAGAAACUGUUGUGGACACCACCUCUGUGCCUCAGCUCUCUGCUUUCCAGCUGCAACCUCCCCUCCCCAUAGCAUAAAGGUAAAGGGACCCCUGACCAUUAGGUCCAGUCGCGGAUGACUCUGGGGUUGCGGCGCUCAUCUCGCUUUAUUGGCCGAGUGAGCUGGCGUACAGCUUCCGGGUCAUGUGGCCAGCAUGACGAAGCCACUUCUGGCGAACCAGAGCAGCGCAUGGACACAGCAUUUACCUUCCCGUCAGAGUGGUACCUAUUUAUCUAUUUGCACUUUGAUGUGCUUUCGAACUGCUAGGUUGGCAGGAGCUGGGACCGAGCAACGGGAGCUCACCCCGUUGCAGGGAUUCGAACCACCGACCUUCUGAUCGGCAAGCCCUAGGCUGUGUGGUUUAACCCACAGUGCCACCCGCGUCCCCCCAUAGCAUAAUUAGGCUUAAAAAACAUUUCCAUUGGUUAAGGAAAGCUUCUUUCAUACUAGUUCAGAUGCGAGCCUGUGGGUGUCAAGGGAGACCUAUUAUAGCACAUGGUGCUCACAGGCAUCAUGUUGGUGACCCAUGCUUAAGGCAUGAAUUGGGGAAAGGAUAUAGCUCAGUGACAGAGCAUCUGCCUUGCAUUCAGGGGUUCAAUCUCUGGCAUCAAUAUAUGUAGGAACUGUCUGUUAUCAGAAGAUUCCAAGGUCGUUAAGGAGAAGCCUGCUUCCUAAUGGGUUUGUAACAUAUGCUGGUUGGGAAGGAGAUAUCUCCAUCCUCCACAUUGUGGUGUGCAGCUCUGUGCUUUCCCCAUCAUCCCUCAGAGCUAUUUCUUUAGUUCCUCCCUGAAGGCUUCUGUGACUCCUUAAGGCAACCAAAUUUUCAAGCAAGUCACUCAGCUUACUCAAUCCCAUUAGAGAGCCAGUGUGAUGUAAAGGUGAGAGAGCCAGACUGGGAGAUUGGGGUCCGAAUCUCCACUCAGCUCACUGGGUGAUCUUGGGUCAGUCACCUUGGACCACACACUGCCUCUCAGCCUAACCUACCGCAUAGGGUUUUUCUGAGAAUAAAAUGAGGAGCGGAGACCAUUGUACACCACCUUGAGCUUCUUGGAUGAAAUGGCAUGGAUAAAUGAAUGACAACAACCAGAGAACAGCUGGCCAAGAUGGGAAAGGCUAAACUUUGGCCACAGCUUUAUUGUAGGGAGAGUUGGGGAAAGGCAAUGCAAGGUCAUGAAUGCCAUGCUGAAAAGAGAUGUGUGUAUGCAGGAGUGCCCAACACUGACAUGGUUAGGCCUCUCCCUUUGUAGAAAGCAGCCGCGCACUGGCGAGACUAGGCCAAUUGAUGGAGGAUAUGACUUUCAACAGCUAUUAGGCAAGAUACAUACUGUGUUUUGCCCCCAUUAUGUAGGCUACUGGGGGCUCAAAAAUCAAAAUGGAGAUUGGAGUUCACCAGAGGUCACCUCACCAUCCCUUCACCAGAUCAAUUGUUGAAAUUAUGUAAGACCGUAAGAAACUGCCAUAUACUGAAUUAGACCACUAAUCAGACAGCCCUGUCUAGACUUAUUGGCAGGGAGUGUACUGCAAAGAGGUCUUUGCUAGCCCAGCUAAUUGAGCUCUUUUCAGCUGGAAAUUCCAGGGAUUGAACAUGGGAAUUAUCCAUGCAAAGCAUAGGCUUUUUCACUAAGCCUCUUCAUUUUAUGUUUGUUCAUACACAUCUCUUCAUUAUCUGAAUUCAUUGUGUGUCCUUCUAGUAUAUCCUUGCCAACGUAAUUGGAAUUUCCAUUGAUUUAAAUGUCUGAUUAGCAGAUCAGUUUUGAUGACCUUUAAGUUGUUUAGCUACAUGGUUUAGUUAUAUUUCCCUCCAUUAUCACUAUAAGAUUGUCGCCUACUGUUCACACUUGUGCACUGUUUUCUGCAGGCUGCAUCUGGAGACGUUGGUCCUGGAUGUACCAUUUACUCACAUUUGAAGCAAAACACUCCACUUGAAACACCCAGUUCGUAUUGGGUUGCAUUUUGAAUAUGUUUGUAAUCUCAUGAACACUGAUGGGAUAAAUGAUUGUCAUCUUAUAAGAAAGAAAGAAAGAACAGCAGUCUUAAAUAAUUACAAAAAUAACAAACAAAAAUGACUGCCCUGGCUGUUCAAAACAUGAAUUAUUAUUAUUUUUAAAAAAUCAAUGGAGACAGAAUGAAGAAGUUUCAAAAAGUGCUGUAAACUGAAAUGCUUAUCUCCUUCUGCAAAAGCUGUCAAUAAAGGCCCUGAAGUCUCCUUGAGAAACAAAUAGGCACUUAGAGACCAAGCAGAGCUAUUUCAUGUUCAAAAAUGAAAGGUAGGCAAUUGAAGACUUUUUCCCCUUUUUGUUUAACUGGUAUUGAAUGGGCAUUGUGCGGCGCAGCAUGCAGUUAAUGCUUGAUUCUAACACAACCUCAGUAAAACCUUGCGAAACUCUCAGUCCUGCCCAAUUUGAGGGACUUUGUGGAUUGACAGUAAAACUUCUAAAGCAAUACAAUACUUAAAGGUAUCUUGUUUAUUACACAUUAGGAUCUGUUUUCUCCACCACCUGCCACUGGCUAUAGAUAAAUAGCCAGUUUGGAAGCUUCUGUUGACUCAAAAGUUGGGUAAAAAAAUGGUUGGUUCACUAGCAUGGGGGCAAGCAAUGGAGGAUGCCUUCACCCUGGUGUGGAUCCCCUUCAUUAUAUAUACAGCACAAGAAGACUAUGACUUAUCCCCCCCACCAACAGCAUACAAAUCAAUAUGGCUAACCUGACUCAGCACACACUCACCCCACACACAUACAACCAAACUACACUGCAACCAACUGAAUGCAACCAACCAAACUCUGGACCCUCCAAUCUCUUACAAUGCCCAGAAAAAUAAAUAAAUAUUUAAAUAAAGGACCUACCCACGUGAUGUUGAUACAAAAACCCUGCACAAACACUAUGCAAUAGAAUGAAAUAUCAUUAUCCCCCCCUCUCUUUCCCCCCAACUGACUACAGUGUCUCAUACUGAAAGCAAACAAACUGUGAAAAACAUUCUAUGAAUGGAAAGUGGAAACACUCUAUAUGUACUUUUAAAGUUUUGUUUUAUUUUGUUUGUUUGUUGCACAAGAAAAUCUUUAAUUAAAAACUAAUUAUUAGAAGUUGGGUAAAAGUAAGUAAAUUUUAAGUGGGUGCUGCUGCAUCUGUUGUUGCAAGAAGCUUUGAUCUCUUAAUUCCUUUUAUUCAACUUUUAUGUCACAGAAGUGACAAUGACUCAACCAAGGACUAUUGCUGAGGACGAGGACUCUGUGCAGAAGCAGGAAAGCUGCCGAUAAUCACUUCUAAACCUCAGGAUAAAUGGGACUUGGAGGGAUUGGGAUAGAAAGUGUUGAGAGCUUUAGGGAACAGAACAAUGUCAAGGUUUAUCAUGCUUCCCUCUCCAGUUAGCAUCUUCAGAGUGAGAGAUUUGUUGCUCAAGGGCUCCAGUUGCCAUUCUGAACUUAAGUUUCUUUCAAGAGUUGAUGUUGCUAUAAAAUCAUGUGUGAGGAGACGUUGGGGUGAUCCAGCUGGAAGGUGACAGAAAGGGAUGAAGUGGGAAGAAGGUACUGAUGAUUCAGCCUGGUGGAGGAUACAGGUGGGGUCAGGAGAUGCCUUUGGCGUGGGUCCCAGACACUGAGAAAGAGAAGGGGAAACAGGAGCAGGUCAACUGACAUAUGGGAAGAGAAGUGGGAUCAAAAAGGACAGCAGCAGCAGAGGGUAUGGAUGAGUUGGAAGCUAGGAAGAAGGAAGAAGAAUGAAGAAGAGAGACUGAGAUGAGCUGGAAUGGAGAAAGGAGUGGGAAUGUGUGAGUGAGCAUGGAGGAGGAAAUGGAGGAGGGAACAGAGAGUCAGGGAGUAAACGGGGGGAGGGGACCCAAGGAAAGUAACAAGGGAUGAGAGACAAACUAUGUUCUCCAACAUUGAGCUAAUGUCUGCUCCCUAGUCCAUACAGUUGUACCUUGGUUCUUGAAUGCCUUGGUACUCGUACGUUUUGGCUCCCGAACACUGAAAACCCGGAAGUAAGUGUUCCAGUUUUCAAACGUUCUUUGGAAGCCAAACGUCCGACGGUGCUUCCGCAGCUUCUGAUUGAGUGUAGGAAGCUCCUGCAGCCAAUCGGAAGCCGCGCCUUGGUUUUCGAACAGUUCCGGGAGUCGAACGGACUCCUGGAAAGGAUUAAGCUCAACAACCAAGGUACCGCUGUGUAUCCCCACACUUAACGUAAUGGACAGUGUGACCAUGCCAGAUACUUCUGCGGGCUCAAGGCUACAUAGUUGGAAGGAUUCUGAAGCUGUCCAACUUCCACACUAAACAAGAAUCUUCAAUAACCUUUUUAGAUUAAUCUCUGUUAUCCAUAUCAUGUUCUACUUGAGCAUGAGAUGGUAUAAUCCAUCUUCUGAGUUUUAUUCUUCAGGAUCUAUUCCCUCAAAGUGAAUAAAUUUGCUUAUUUAUUAGAAUUAUUUAUACCCUGCCUUACAGCCCCCCAUGGAGUCCCUGGAGCAAUCCACAAACAUACAUGUAUUAUACUAGUCUCUCUCUCUCUUUCUCUCUCUUUUUCUCUCAGUAUGUCCUUCAUGUGACCAUUGAGCUGGCAUCUAAACGGAGUGCUUUGAUGUUCUUCAGAGCUAGACAUUGGCUCUGUGGCUUUUUAAUAUGUUGCCAGUCCAAUGACAUCUCUUCCAGAAUCUGACAGUUGUUCUCAUUUUGUGAUCUCCAGCUUGCUGAUGUCCUGAGGCAGAAGUCUGCUUUUAGAACCGUGCAGGAGUUUCCCCUCGACAGCAUAAUUGCCCCAAGUCUCACACACACACACUCACAGUGUCCUAUCUGUUGUAUCAGCUUUAUAGUCUUUCCCCUUAAUUUAUCAAGAUUUCCCCCUUAGGCCUCAAUCUUCUAAGUGAAAUUAUUUUGUGGUAUAUGAUGAUAUUCAGCAUCAAAGAAUGGAACUGUCAAGCGGUUUUCCCCACAGCCAACUAAUUCUCUCUCUGUCUCUCCCUGGCUGAACUGCAGCCUGCAGCUAAUAUAACCAUACUUUUUAUGUAAGUGGUUGCUUAGUAAAAUCAGCUAAGUUGGAGUGACUUGGAGGGGGGUUGUUUUAAGAAAUCUUCUUCGGAUGUGUCUAUCAGCUACAAUGUGCCAAUGUCUAUUGCAUUGAAAUGUUUAUUUUAAGAAAAAUUCUGUUCUGCUCAUCCUGUUUGUUCUGGGUCUCUCUUUUGCUAAGUGUCCCUUUUACAAAAAGAAGAAAGAAAACUAUUCAGCAGAGUCCCUCGCUUCUUGGCUUUAAGGCUGCAUGACCUACUAUCUUUAUAUGUGCUGUAAGGGUGCCUGACCUUCAGGGCAGAGAGAGCAGCCACCUGUCCUGUCAUCUCAGAUGAUCUCACCCUUUACAUACCCAGCCGAUCACUGUACUCCUGCAGAUCCCAUCUCAUCAGGAAAACCCUUUCCAUGUAAUGUAGGAACUGGGCCUUGAAUGUGACAGCACCCACCCUCCGGAACUCCCUCUCAUGAUAUAUCAGGCAGGUGCCAUCUCCAUGGUCUCUUCAGUCCCUAUUGAAGACCAUCCCUUCCAACGAGCCUUAUCUCUAAACCACUAAGCCUCUUGGGCUUGCCAGUCAGAAGGUUGGCAGUUCAAAUCCCCACAAUGGAGUGAGCUCCUGUUGCUCUGUCCCAGCUCCUGCCAACCUAGCAGUUUGAAAGCAUGCCAGUGCAAGUAGAUAAAUAGGUACUGCUGCGGCAGGAAGGUAAACAGCAUUUCCAUGCACUCUGGUUUCCGUCACAGUGUUCCAUUGCACCAGAAGUGGUUUAGUCCUGCUGGCCACAUGACCCGGAAAGCUGUCUGUGGAUAAACACUGGCUCCCUCGGCCUGAAAAGUGAGAUGAGCACCGCAACCCCAUAGUCACCUUUGACUGGACUUAAACUUCCAGGGGUCCUUUACCUUUUAACUAUCAGUGAAGAUUUUUUUAAAAAAGAAAAUAUUAUCUGUAUUGACCUAUGAAUGAAUGAAUAUAUAUGGUUUAUUAUUUAGGUUUUUGUUUUUGCUUCAGGGUGUUUCACAGGAAGUGAUUUGUGUAUGAAAUUGUCAUCAUCUCAAUGAUGGUUCUCUGGGGCUGAUGUUCUGCUGUAGGUGUUCCAUUAUUGGCUCUAGUUGGUAGGAAUCACUUGCUUCAUCCUGGCUGUGUAGCUGGUGUGGCAGAGAAUAGUGGUCGUUUGGAGGGGUCGCCAAGGAUGGGAACUUUAACAUGAUAAUUGCCAGAGUGUUUGUGAGUGGGAUCUGAGGGGUCUCACUCUGCUCUUGAAAUCCCCCAUGCUACUUAUUGCUAGCCAGCAGAGUUGCUCCAGCAGCGAGUGAUUCUUGGUGGUCUCCUAGCGUUGAGUCCCCAGACAGUGUUGUUGGGGCAUAAGAUUGCACACACCCUUACUUUGAAAAAUGUACACAGGUCCAACUUAGACAACUUACAGUAUAUGUAUUCAGGAGUCCAGCUUUUCUUGGUCCCUUCCCCCAUUUCUUUUUAAAUGGAUCUUUCCCUUAAUCCCAAUCAAAGGAAGCUGCUGAAAUCAGGGAGCUGGAAUAGGGAAAGAUGUGUGAACCUCCCCAGGUAUACCAAUGUUUCUCUCCUAUUUUAGAGCUGGGAAACCAGGACCUGCACUAUUUUUGGAAGGGGUGCAAUGAAAAGAAGUUAGUACCCUACUUCAGGGCCACCUACAUUUGGUUGCUCUGUGAGUUGGAGGACAAGGCGGUGCCCCGCCCAAAAAACCAUAAAGUCCAAGACUUUAUGUUAUCAUUCACAGCUUGACAAGCAAAUGCUUGGAUUUAUUUAUUUUUAGUUUUUAUUUGAUGGCUUAAAAAAAAGAGUAGCUACAUUUUUGAAGAAUCGUAACCAUGAUGUGCAGAGACAUUUUUAACAGUGUAAUCCUAUACAUGUCUACUUAGAAACACAGCCCUAUUGAGUUCAAUGAGACUUACUCUCAGGGAAGCAUGUGUAUAGUAUACUUACUCACAGACUUUCCAAGUGUCCCUAUUUUCCAGGGACAGUCCUGGAUUUACAGAAGCCAUCCCAGUUUCUGAUUUAAUCCCGAAUGUCCCGCUUUCCCUUAGGACAUUCCUAUUUUCAUCAGAAAAAUGUUGGAGGGUAUGGAGUUAUGUGACACCCCCCCCCCCCCAGCCAAGGAGAUAAGUAAAUUACAACCUUUAGAAGACAUCUGAAGGCAGCCCUGUAUAGGGAACUUGUUUUUAAAAAUUAAUGAUUAAUUUUGUUUUAAUAUAUGUUGAAAACCGCCCAGAGUGGAUAGGGCAACCAAGUCAAAUGGGCAGGGUAUAAAUAAUAAAACGAUGAUGCUGAUGGUGAUGAUUCAAUAGGACAUUCCUAUUUUCAUCAGAGAAAUGUUGAAGGAUAUGUACCCACUUGGAAGUAAGCAUCACUGAACUCAAUAUGGCUGCACUUUGAAGGCACAAACGGAAUUAGCACUGGCAGCAAACACACAGAAUAUUUGUUUUUCAAAUCCGAAUGAAGUCUUGUUUGCAAGAUGCUUUAUCAAGGGGUGAAACAUUUCAAGGGCUUGCAUCUUUGUGAGGCCUUUGCCACUGAGGCUCAUUGCAUCUGAAUGUGAUGUUCUGCUUAGAAUGCGUCUCGGCAGACAAACAUUCAUUUUUGCAACAAAAAUAUUGAACAACCCUGAACACAAAAGGGAAGCUGUUGAAAGAGCCCAAGAAAUAAAUAAAUGAACAUUCAAGGCAGCGCAGGGUGGAAUGUUGCUUCACAAGGCUUGCCUGUCUCUCCAAACAUCAUAAAUGUUUAAAAACCUGGUUCAACAAGAAGGAGAUUAUCUGUGGCACAAAUAGGAAGAGAUGUGUGUUUCAGAGAGGCUGUUUCAAGUAGGGCUGCCAGGUUUUUUUCUUCAGAAGCAAUUCCAUUAUACUGUGGAGAUCUGUGGAGCAAUGUCCAUGUUGCUCAGCUGGAAAUGCCCAGCUGGAAGAGCUCACAUCACUUGCUGACCUUUUACCUGCCUGCCCGGCCUUAAUUCAAAACCAUUGCUCAUCUUCUGCUGUGUAUUUUGGAAAGUGGUUUGCCUGUCUGAUUUCUACACAUCUGAACACCUCUUCAGAUACCAUAUAUCCAAAUUUUUUAUUAUUAUUCCUGAGAUCAAGGAGCAGGUUUUCAUCUAUGCUUAGAUGGAAUUGGAUGCCAGUUGGAAUCAAGAUGGCAAACUGCGCCAUUCAAAGCAGUUUUUAACCAACAUUUACAUAUUUGUUUCUGAGAUCAAGAAGCAGCUUUUCAUCUAUGUCUCCCUAGGAAGAGGGACUGAUUGUUAAACCUCUGUGGGAAUUGUUGCUGCUAACAAUUCUCAGCCCCCUUUACAAACUACAGUUCCCAGGAUUCUUUGGGGGAAGACAUGGCUAUUAAAAUGCUAUAAGGAUGCUAAAAAUGCAUGGUGCAGAUGCGGUCUAUGCCACACCAUGUAUUAAAGGGCAAAAAAAAUGUAUGCUUUUGAUAACACAUUAUUUUAAUCUUUUCAGAUAUUCUGAAGACUAUUAUUUGCAGAUAGUUGGGAAACUACAGAAUUGUACGUGGAAGAAGAAGCCACAAGAGUAUGCCAGAUUCAGGUAAGUUUGUUUCCUUAAUUCUACAAAACUGUCUGCAGGAGAGCUGUCUAUGAAAAUGUGAUAUACUGAGAUAAUCAAAAUCUUGGGUUUUUUUUACAUCUGUUGUACAGAACAUAAAGUUGUCUGCUUCUUGCUGCUUUGGGAAUAGAAUGCUAUAUUAGGGCAAUUUUCAGCAGUGCAAAAGCUGAAGGAAUGAAUAGAAAUACUGCUUUGUCUACCUUGCUGCCCUGGGAGGGAGGGUAGGAUAUAAAUUAAAUACCUUCACUACAUAAAGAAAUGCAUAGCAGAAUUAACCCAAGCUAUUUCAGUGGGUUCAAAAGCAGUGUUCAUUCUUUACGUAUAGAGAAUGGGUGGCAUGUGCCUUUCAACAAUGACACAGAUUCCGUAGAUUUGUGGGCAACCGUAGAAGAUUUAUCUGUCUUCCACCCAUGCCUUUGCACUUUAACCUUGUGGGCGAAGCUUUCCAUUAAAGCAAUUUGACAUCGUUCCCGAUACCAGAAUCCAAGGAGAUUAAGAAGAGAAGUCUUGCGAUGUUUUGCAAUUAUUAUUCUAGCAGCUGUUAACUAGAAUAAUUAUCAAAUCCUUAAAGAGUAUGUUCUUUGCUGAUGAGAAGAUUACUGCUGUGGAAAACCUCAGAGGUCCUGUAUAGAAUUGCUGGGACACAUCUGAUACACACUAACAAAGAUCUUAGUUCUCUGAGUGGUGGUCCUUAUGUAGCCAAGGGGAUGGGGAGAGAAGCACACCCCAGUACAGUGCAGUAGGAAAGUAUCAGCAGAGCUAACUGUUUGCAGAAGAACAGAACCAUCUUUAUAGAGGAAGUAGGACUUUGGAGUUCAGAAAAGGGCGACCAGAAUGAUCAAGGAAAAAUAAUAAUUAAUAAUAAUAAUAAUAAUUAUUAUUAUUAUUCAUUUAUACUCCACCCAUCUGGCUGGGUUGCCCAAGCCACUUCUGGGCAGCUUCCAAGACAUAAAAACAUCAUAAAACAUCGAACAUCAUAAAUUAACCAAAAUAAUAACAACAAAAACAUACAUUUAUUGUGUGUGUUUGUUUGUUAAGUAAGAAAACUAAUAAAAAGCAUAUUAAAACAUAAACAUCAAACAUUAAUAGUAUCAAUCUUAUCCAAUAUAAAAGUCACAAUAACUUUAAAAUAAGCAACUUAUAUCAAACAAAGCAACAUUCAACAAUCCAUCUGAAUCUAAUAGUAAACAGUAAAAUUAAACCUCAGCAAAUAAUAAUUAAACAGUUCUGCUUCCAUGGUCAGAGUCCCCAAUGCUGCUUAAUGUCAGUUGCUGGAAACCACAGGAAGGGGUGUUCUUAUUGUGUUUGGGUCUUGCUUGCUGGUUUCCCACAGACAUCUGGUUGGCCACUGAGAGAACAGGAUGCUGGACUAGAUGGGCCGCGGGCCUGAUCCAGCAGGGUCUUAUGUUCUUAACACUUUGGGGUGGGUGAAACUCUGCAAAGCAGCUGAACGAGAACUGGGCAUGCCAGAGGCGCCAGCUUACGAGGGUGAUUAGGGAAGGCAACGCCCUGUGGUUAAUGCUCUAAGCUGCACUGAAGUCUGAAGUUACUGCGACUAUUACCUCUGAGUUUGAUGGGCUUUGGGUCAUGCCUCCGAACUCUUGAUGCAGAUGUGUGGCAAUGAGCAAUGGAAGCUAAUUUUAAACAGUACCCGAUAAACAGUUUGAAAAACUAUUUCAUUAUAACUCGCAUGCAGCAGCGGUGACAUUAUCUUUGUAGAAGGUUACCAAUUAGCUGCUUUUCAAAAACAACCCACAGAUUUACUUAUUUUUAAUGUGCUUUUAAAUAUAAACUCAAACUAUAGGUUCUGCAACUCGAAGAUAAUUAAGAAAAUGAGGCAGAAUCUAAGGCUUUUGUUUUUGGUCUGAUUUUCCUCUAUUAGAAUGAGGCAGGGUGACUUUUUGUUUCUGCAUACAUAACCAACUGAGUUGCCGGUGGUUCUGAGGGAGAAAUGUUUCUUCAACGAGUGCCUGUUUUCAUGUAACUCCCCCCGCCCCCGCCCAAUAUCUUCUCCUUUUUACACUUUUCAGAAACAGGAUAUUAAAAUUUCACAGAGAUCUUGCUUUGACAACACAUCAGAGGCUGGCAAGAGUUCUGAUCUUUUAAUACAUCUGAGAAAACAGGCUUCUCCUCUUAGAACCGACUACAUCCCCUGAAUUUCUCAGUAAUUGUGAAGACACACAUGUUGUGGAUUGAUGUCUCUGUGCCCCCAUUAGAGAAGUAGAUCAACCAACCAUCUGGGGUGCCAACAUUCUUGGGGAGUCUGUUUCCGCUAUGGAAAUGUCUUGAAAAGGAAACUGCUGCUUAGAGGAGGCUCAUCGUGACCCUUGGGUUGCAGUCUUCUACAUGCUUAGGAGUAAGUCCUAUUGAAAGAAUAGAUCUCACUUUGAGUAGUAGAAGAAGAAGAGUUUGGAUUUGAUAUCCCACCUUUCACUCCCUUUAAGGAGUCUCAAAGCGGCUAACAUUCUCCUUUUCCCUUCCUCCCCCACAACAAACACUCUGUGAGGUGAGUGGGGCUGAGAGACUUCAAAGAAGUGUGACUAGCCCAAGGUCACCCAGCAGCUGCAUGUGGAGGAGCGGAGACGCGAACCCGCUUCCCCAGAUUACGAGACUACUGCUCUUAACCACUACACCACACUGGCUCUCAGUAGAUGCCCAUAGGAUUCUGCUCAGUUGCUCUCCUUACAGCUGUGGCAUAACUGAGACUCUGCUCAUUUUUUCUGGCUUCCCAGCACUGAGCCAGCAGAGAUGAUACUUGGAAUGGCAAUCCAGGCCAUUUGCUGCCUCUGACUGUCUGUGCAAGGAUGCUCCAACCAAGCGUAAUUUCACACAUGCAAUAUGAUGCGCACAGCAGGCGUCUGGCUUUCAUCUGGAAGUCAACUGUAGGUUUUUGGCUGACACUUGCAGGCUUUUAUGCCGAUAGACCAGAGUUGGGGAGCAUUCUCUUGUGGACAAACUUACAGAGGUGGCCACAUGCCAGCUCUGGGGGUGGUCAGAAGCAAAAGUGAGCGAGGCAACUGAUUCCAACCUUUUCUACAGUAGGCUACAUUCCAGCCAAGCAGAAGUCAAAGGUUCCACAUGCUCACACAGGGGUGCCAACUUGAGUGAAAUAUUGGGGGGAUUCAAGGCAGCCAUGCCCUGUACAAUCGAUCUCAAGACAUGGCACGUGCACACCAUUUAAAUGGCAAUGCCCAUCAAUUUUGGGGGGACCCUCAAAUAUUUUACUGAGGGGGGAAGGGACCUUGGCCCCUAGGAGUUGGCUUCUAUGCACACAUGUAUCUCUCUCCAUCCGGGCAAAGAAGAGGCAUUCUCACAGUUAAAAGACACUUUUUGGUCAAGCAAAAGCACUUGAGAAUGCAGAGCUGGUAAAAUAUGGUUUAGGUAUAGGUGAUGUGGCCCGAGGUCCCCCAUGUUAGUGGAAUCGUUUGAAUAAUGCAGACAGAGUCCAGACAGAAAAGAAAUUGAUAAAACUUUACUGAGUAAAGAACAAUGUAUAACACAAGGAGAUAGAAACAGAGGGGUUUGGUCUUUCUUAGGUCAGGCGUUAUUCAUAGCAGGAAAACAUGCAAGGGGAGAAAUGGUCCAAACUGUACAGCCAAUCAAGGCAUGAGUUACUUGAAGUAGUCUGAUCUAGGUGGCAGCAACACACCCACCAGUUGGCUGACUGUUGACAGAAGUAACCCUUAGUUUACUAACUGAAUGAUCUCUCCUGUUGCACUUCCAACACUCUAUCCAUGGUAUAUAGACCAUGUGCAGAUGAGCCAUCCCUAAGCCCGAGGCUGGCUUUGCAAACUGACUCCAUGCAACAGGGUGAAUUGGUCCUUUAAGUGCUGUUGAAAAGGGGAGAAAGCAAGUGGCAUAGCGUGGGUUGCUGGUGCCCGGGGGUGGGGCAAGUGUUGUGCCCACUGGGCAGCUGGGAGGAAGUAAAGAAAUGACGGACAUUGAAAUAAAAAUAAGCAAACUGCAUGCCAGUCAGCUUUUGUUAAUUCAUAUUACUCAUUGUCUCAUUGCUCAGCAUAUGAGAAGGACAGACCUUGGGCUUUGCAUGUUGAUCACCAAUACUUGUUGCCAGGCACAGGUAAAGCCACCAGCAAGCAGCUCUGGUAGUGUUUUCUGGCAGUGUAUCAUUACAUUAGGUAAGAGGUAUCAAUGUGUGCAGAUAUUUGCGUGCAGUGCAGUGUGGGAUCUGCACUCCCAUGCAUAGCAGAAAAAAACAACCAUGAACACAAUGGGCUGAGUUUAUAUUGAAUGAAUGAAUUUAUUAAUACGGUCACAGACCAGCGCCAACACACACAACAUCACAGGUCAUAAAAAAUAUAUAUAAAAAAUACAAAGGGCAAUAUAAGUAUAACAAGCAUUUAAAUUUAAAAAAUUAAAAUUAGUUAUUAUUAAUUAAAAAAUUAAAAUUAAUUAUUAUUAAUUAAAAAAUUAAAAUUAAUUAUUAUUAAUUAAAAAAUUAAAAUUAAUUAUUAUUAAUUAAAAAAUUAAAAUUAAUUAUUAUUAAUUAAAAAAUUAAAAUUAAUUAUUAGGAUGCCCCCUGCUAUCAACACUUGGGGAUUUGGUCACCAUGGGAUACCACUUGCUUCCUGCGACUAAUUGCAGCCGCACAGAAUUUGGCUACAUUUAAUGUAGUCUUGGGAUUCUUGUCCUCCAGCAGCGGUUCCAAACCAUGGUGUUCCGACUCCUUCCCGGACUUCCGCAAAACAGGAGCAAUAAAAGUCGAACGUAUGUCCUCAUAAAAACGACAACGCAACAGUACAUGUGCAGCAGUCUCAACCUCCAACGAGCCACAGGGGCAGACCCGCGCUGCGUAUGGUUUACCCUCAAAUCUGCCCUGAAGUAAGGCAGAAGGGAGAACGUUGAAUCUGGCGAGGGUAAAAGACCGUCUGUAUUUAGGUACCUGGAGACCUGACAGAUAGUUAGCUGGAGAAAACCUCUCCCAUAGUCCCUUAUUGCAGGAUGUUUGAUCAUUUCACUCAUGUGGCAUUGUAAUUCUACAUCCCAGAUACGCUGGCGGAUUGUGGUCCUAGCUUUCUCGAAGCCUGUGGCUAUCAGGGUCUGCUGUGGGAUCCCCAAGCCUUUAAGCUUUUCCAGCAGUGUAGCCUUCCAUCUGGAUUGGUAGGUAUCCAAUAAGGUCAAAGGUGCCAGCCCAACCGGGAAGAAAAUAAGCUUUAGCCAGUAAUGGAUCUUCAAUAUCCAUAUCCGGGUACUGAUCGGAAUUUGCCCAACCUCCAAACGGACUGCUAUGUUGGAUACGCAAGAGGGAUCCCCAGCAGGCAGCGGAAAAACUUAGUUUGAAAUGCCUCUAGGAGAGUAAGGUUUUUAAAACUGCAGAUCUGGGAUCCAUAUAACAAUUGUGGUAGUAUUUUGGCAGCAAAGACCUGGGAGGCUGCCGGUAUGUACUGGCCUCCUUUCCCAUAGAAGAAUCUUAUUAACGCUUUGGUAGAUCUUUCUGCAUUUGCAAUAGUAUUAUUAAUCUGAAAGCGCCAGGAGCCCCUUUCCUGGAAGGUUACACCCAGGUAUUUAAAGGUUGCUACCUGUUCUAUUAAGCGGUUGUCUAUUCUCCAUUUGUGCCUCCUCCUUUUUUUGGAGAACACCAUAACUUUGGAUUUGUUGUAGUUAAUUGUUAAUUGUUCGAUGCUGCAGUAUUUGGUGAAAGAUCUCAAAAGUUUUCUUAAUCCAACACAAGAAAAAGAAAUUAGAACUGUGUCAUCCGCAUAUAAAAGGACCGGGAGGGGCGUUCCAGCCAAUUUGGGGGGAUGGGCAUUUUCUUUCUCCAUAUGUCCUACUAGCGAGUUGAUAUAGAAGUUAAAUAAAGUAGGCGCAAGGACACACCCUUGCCUGACCCCCUGAUGGAUUUGGAUUUCCUUGGAUAGGUGGCCCUGUCGGUCACACCUUACCCGAAUCCGUGUAUUUUCAUAUAGACUGCGGAUGAGAUACAGUAGGCGCUUGUUUAUAUUUGCGGCGCUUAGCUUUCCCCAGAGCCUGUCCCUCGGUAUUAAAUCAAAAGCAGAUUUGAAAUCUAUAAAGGCCACGUAUAGGGAACCUCCUUUUCUUGAUGUAUAUUUCUCCGCAAGAUGUUGGAGAACAAGGCCCUGGUCUAAGGUUGACCGAUUUGCCCUAAAACCAGCCUGUGCUUCUGAAAGAAUGUGGUCUUGUUCCAACCAGUCCACUAAUUUGCCGCAUAGGUGGGCGGCGUACAAUUUGCUAAUGAUACUUAGGAGGCUAAUUGGCCUGUAAUUAGCCGGGUCUGAUCGGCUCCCUUUCUUGAAUAAAGGGAUGAUGAUUGCUAAUCCCCAAUCCUCAGGGAUAGUGGCCGAUUGGUCUAUGCUGGUAAAUAGGGCAGCUAGCACAGGGGCCCACCAUUCAACAUUAGCCUUAAGGAGUUCCGGUGUAAUGUUGUCUACGCCGGGUGCUUUUCCAGGUUUAAGGGAUUGGAUGAGCCUAUAGAUCUCUUCAGUUGCUACUGGGGGCCAUUCGGCGCCAAUAUCACUCCUGAGUUUAUAUUGGAUCUAAACAGGCUAAGGAGGACAGCCAUGACACAUCUGUAGCAAGUUCAUAAAUACAGACCUGAAGAUAAAACUUGGAAGUAGAAGAAAUCAAAGCUUUUCACAUUUCCUUCUAAAUAUUAACAGGGUGUAAAGGACUUACACUGCUAUAAUCACCAUGUUAGUGACUUGCUUUCUUGAAGCCUGUCACACAUUCCCAUCUAUUAUUGGCACUGUAUCGAACAUGCAAGAAGACCGAUAUUUAAUUAAUGAGUAGCUUGAAGUGGUGAUCACGCAGAGAGGGCUUGACACAUCCAUCACCAGCAAAUGUUCCCUGACACAUAAUUUAAAACCAAAAGUUUGAAACAGGGGAAAAUGUCAAUCACAGAGCACAGUCACAAAUCAAUUCUCUCCGGCUGCUCAGUGAACCACACUACAUACUAAUUAACCUACAUUUUUGGUGUCUGUUUCUGCCCUAAAUACAGGGCCGUUAUGACUCUAAGCUAAAGCAACUGUUGAAACAGGAAGGAAAGGUUGAGGGCAGAACUUGAUGCACAUCAAACAAAAGCAGCAGGAGGAAAGUACCAUAUUUUUUGCUCCAUAAGACACACUUUUUUCCUCCUAAAAAGUAAGGGGAAAUGUCUUUGCGUCUUAUGCAGCAAAUGCGUGGUCCCUGGAGCUGAAUUGCCCAGGGGUGAAAAACAAAUUGUGCUUUUUUUUUUUUUUAAGAAAGAGGGAAGGGGGUGUUGAAAGGAAGCCAGUGAGCAGCUGAUCGGCAAGCGAUCAGGAGGGAGAUAAGGGACGCUAGUGAUAAAGGAGGCUGCCUGGGAGGGGGGAGAUAAAAGCACAUGGAUCCUCAGGAUUUUUGCAUUGGGUCACCCCAAAUUCACCAUCAGAUCACAUAGCAUGUCCAUGGCUACAGCCUGCACCCCCCCCAUGUAUCCACUGUUUCGUGGGACUGCAGUGGCGCAAAAACAUGGUUACAAAGCACGGAUCCGCAUGGAUUCUCAGGAUUUUUGCAUUGGGCUACCCCAAACUCACUGUCAAAUCACAUAUCAUGUCUGUGGCCACAGCAUGAACCACAAAAAUCAUACAUCUACUGUUUCGUUCAGAAUAUAUUUUUUCCCUUGUUUUCCUCCUCUAAAAACUAGGUGUGUCUUAUGGUCAGGUGCGUCUUAUGGAGCGAAAAAUACGGUAGCUUCAGGUGUGGGUGAUAUUAAGCAGCGAAUCAACCUGGGGAGGAGUGCUUAUCCCUUUCCCUGCCAGCCACUUCUCCACUAUAACCCCACUUAGCUGCUGCUUCCCACCACAUCCAACAGUUCCACAGGGAGCUUUGCAUUUGCCUACAAAGGUCUGCAAUAUGGGGAGGGCAGGGAGUAGUCUUGGAGGAAGCAAUUCCAGAAGCUGCACAGAGGACACGGGUUAAGUACUCUUUUCCCCAACACGUCUCCACUCAAAACCAGCACCUCCCAAAGCCACUCUUCCUUAGGUCAGACAGCUGUGUAACUUUUCUUUAGAAAUGUAAUGUAUAGAUCUCUGUAGUCUCCCCAUAUUCUUAUUUGAUAAUAAUAAUAAUAAUAAUAAUAAUAAUAAUAAUAAUAAUUAUAGACACAAUCUACAUCUGAUGGAAGGAGACCCAUUUGCUUAAGCCCACAUUAGUCCAGUCAUGCACAAAAUAGGGAAAGGGGGUCCAGGUUUUAGAGAAAGGAAAUUUUGUGAGGGUAUACUGAGCACUUGCUCUGCUUGCAACCCCAUGCUUUUCUCCCAAGCCAAGCUGGAGUUGGGAAAGUGAGUCUGCCGGUGGACCCUUUUAUCUUCUGCCCACCAUGCUUGUGCUCUACUACUGAGCUAUGAUUCUUCGGUAAAGGAUGAGCCUUUUUGAACUUCAGGAGUAUAUAUUUCAAUCUCCCCCAAUUGCAAAUUAGCCCCCAUCACUACUUUUUGCAAAAUACAACCCUGGGAAGGGGCUUCUUAGCACUCUCCCCUUUAGCAUUUUUUUCUUCUAAUUAUCCCCCUUCAAGUUCCUUACCUCCCCAUCCUCACCCGCAUAAUAGAUAAAAGUUAAAGGUAAAGAACCCCUGGACAGUUAAGUCCAGUCAAAGGCGACUAUGGGGUUGUGGCGCUCAUCUCGCUUUCAGGAUGAGGGAGCCGGCGUUUGUCCACAGACAGCUUUCCAGGUCAUGUGGCCAGCUUGACUAAACCGCUUCUGGCACAAUGGAACACCAUGACGGAAACCAGAGUGCAUGAAAACACUGUUUACCUUCCUGCCACAGUGGUACCUAUUUAUGUACUUGCACUGGUGUGCUUUCAAACUGCUAGGUUGGCAGGAGCUGGUCCCCCAUAAUAGAAUACAUGGAGCAUAUUUAUAAUGGUGUCAGUAUAAUUGUGGAUAUUUCAAAUGCCCUAAUGCCAUUAUACCAUGUGCAGAAUGCAAACUAUCCAAUUUGGUGGGAAUAUCCAAUAGUGUGGGAGUUCUGGAACGUGGGGUGUUUGCAGAUCAUCAGUAUUUUCAAGUGAGAUUCAAUCACAUACUGUUAAAUUCAGGUUGUGUCGUUAAAGUCUUGCACAACAAACCUGCUUCCCUGAAAGAUAAGAUUUUGUGAUAAGAAAAGGGAUGGGAAAAUGCACUGAAACAUGUGAGAUAAUCCUUGCUUUGCCGCAUCGCCAUCUAACCUUCCUGCAAACCAAUUCAAAUGAAUGCUUAAUAAAUAGUGAAUGUCAUUUAAUCUCCCUGCAAAGAAAUCAGGAUGAAUGCUCAGUAAACAGGCCAUCUAGAAGUGACCGUGACUGCUGGUUACUGCCAUAAAUUUUUUUAAGCAUUGGAUUAUAGGUAACUCCCAAAGCCAUGGUUCUCCAUCAUUUUGAAUCUAAUGAGCCUGAAUUUCUGCCUAAAGACCUUCUUAGUCAAUUGAAUGCAGCAGCAGAGCUGUUCAUAGCAUAUCAUUGGAAGCAAGCUUCUAAACAGCAGUGGAUUAAUAAAUGUUUGAGAGACCAUUUGCCUGGGCAAACUUGCUGAGCAGGUGCAACAAGCAAGGAACCCCAAUUCUUUCUUAAAAGAUUGUAUGGCUGUCACUUAUAUAGCUGCUGGUGAGCAAGCUUCCCCUAAAGCUGAAUUACUCUAAUUGUCCCACAAGCUUAUACUGAGGGCUGUAAUUAGUGAAAUGAUUUCCAGAGGGUGUUAGCCUCUUGCAGCAAGAAACAACAACAGAGAGUCUUCUUUUGACACUUUAAAGACUGACAAAUUCAUUAAGACGUAAGUCGCCAUAAGCCACGAGCUUUAUGCCAUAAUGAAUUUGUUAGUCUUUAAGGUGCCACACGACGGGGUGAGCUCCUGUUGCUUGGUCCCUGAUCCUGCCAACCUAGCAGUUCGAAAGCACGUCAAAGUGCAAGUAGAUAAAUAGGUACCGCUCCGGCGGGAAGGUAAAUGGUGUUUCCAUGCACUGCUCUGGUUCGCCAGAAGCGGCUUAGUCAUGCUGGCCACAUGACCCAGAAGCUGUACACUGGCUCCCUUGGCCAGUAAAGCGAGAUGAGCGCUGCAACCCCAGAGUCAGCCACGACUGGACCUAAUGGUCAGGGGUCCCUUUACCUUUAAGGUGCCACAAGAUCCUUUGUUGUCUUUGCUGAAAUCAGCGGUUUUCCUUGAAAUAAGUGGGAUAAAUAUUGCAUUGUUACGUGUGUUCUUCCUUUUCACUGCCUGUAUUUUGAGCUUUAUUUCAGAAUACAUUCUGUGCUGCAAACUGGACACGUUUCAGUUGUGUGCUUCAGCCCAGAAGCAGGGAGGCAGCGAAGGCUGGACCUUGAGCCACAACAUAGGGGACCCAAAAGACUGCCCAGAAAGCAGCAGGUGAUGAUGGCUGUGGCAAACAUACCCACAACAUCACUUUGGCUGGCAUGGAUGUGCCAGAGCCCCCUGGGACUGGUGCUGGUCUCCUCUUCUUCCCUUUCUUCUUCUUUACUUGGGGGGCUGGCCAGCUAGACACAUCCAUGGUUACAGAUGAUUUUGUUAUUGUUACUUUAAAAUUAUGCUUACAGCAAAACAAUGCUCAUUCCCAGGUAAAUGUGCUUAAGCAUCAGGCUAAUCGGAAGUCAACUGUAGUCAUGAUGGUGCUGUGAUUUAAGCGAGUUUUUAAAAAAUAAAAUGCAAAACUGCAUAUUAUUAUUUUUUUAAAAAACAUGGUUAGCUUGAUCUUUCUUUCUCUCUCCAAUGUAUCAGGAAUGUAGAAACAGUUGUAAAGUACAGAAUGGUGGUGUUGGGAGAACAAAAGAAAUAUUUAUUUGCUGCUUUAGAGAUUUCAGAGAAUCCCAAUGGAAACAGAAGCUGAAAUUGUCCAUUUUGCCUUAUUUGUCCUAUAUCCAGAAUGAAAAUCAAUCCAACAAAUAUGCUCAGUAUUCACUGUUGCUGUUUUCAGUCUGCAAAUGAUAUGUAAUUGUAGGUGUGUCCCGUUCCCCUAUUUGCAUUGCAUUUCCUUUGUAUUGAAAUGAAUUAUCCUUUCAACUGAAAUUAAUGGUGUAGAAUAAUGUUGCCUCUGUCAGAAACUGAGCUGCAGCGGAAUGGAAACAGCACUGCAUGCACAGAACACAGGUUGGAACAGACAUAGGCAAACUCGGCCCUCCAGAUGUUUUGGGACUACAAUUUGCCAUGGAGCAAAUUCCGAUUUGUGCUGCAACAUGCGAAGCUGAUCCAUAGGAUCUGGCUGCAAGAAAGAGAGAUAAGACGGAUGAGCUCAGUCUCAGUCUACAAAAACAGCAGGAAUAGCUCUAGGGUACACAGAAAGGUAUUUGCUCAUUAGAUAAUGCCAUUUUUUUCUGUAAACAUCAGAACUGGUCUGACGCAGCCUGCCUCACACAACCUGCGAGUUUGCCAGCAGUGAAAACCUUUCAGUUUAAUAAGGGUGCCAUUGUCUGCCUGAGUAUUUUAAUGAAAAUUUUGCCGUCGCUGGUUUUAUGAGUUGUGUUUCUUUUAAACCUUAGUGUUUCUUCUGUUCUGUUCUUUUAUUUUGCUUGACUUUGGACAUUUUAAUGAUUAGAAAAGCCAACUUAUUUGUUUCAUAAAGCAUUAUAAACGAUAAUAAACUCAUGCAAAGUCCAAUGUCAAGGAUGGUUAAGUUGCUGGGAAUUUAACUGAAGGGACCUCUACUCAUUGUAUAUGAUCCCCCCAAAAGAGAAUGUCUCUACUGCAGAACGUCAUCAAGUUUUAUUGUGUUUAUUGAUCUCUCAAGAAAGAAAAAUGAAUAAUUUCAAACUGCUCUUCUGUUAUUCCCUCCGUGGCACAGCGUUGCGUCGCAUUAAUAUCACACUGCCUGACUGUGUUUUAUCACAUUAGCUAAACCAUAACAUUAAUUAGAAACAAUUCUUUUCUUAUUAGUUCUGAAAUCUUCUUUUAUGCUAGACUGUUUCCGAUUAUAUUGAAGCAUUCCCUUUUAUGCUGGGGGCAAUAAAGAAGAGGUGUGCACCAUCAUUGCUAAUGAACGUUAUCCAUCACAAAGGCAUUUCGGUUGAUGCUCAGAUCUUGAAAGCCCAAACGUGAACUGUGCUGCCCUAAACGUCUCUCUGGAUUGCAUGCGAAGACUCCAGAAUACCUUUGGAAAGCAGGAAUUCAGCUUAGAGCUGCAUUGAAAUGGUCAACUUCUUGGGUUCAAUUUCAUAUUUUUCUGCCAUGACUUAACAUUGGCAGCUCUGCACCAUAUUCUUCAUGGUAGUGACUGGGCUGGUCAAAGCAUGAAUGAAAUUUUAAAAAAAUAAAAUUGCUGGCACAACAGACAGCCAAGAGAGCUGGCGGAAGCAGCAUGGAUGCAAAGCACUUCCUACAUAUUCAAGCACUUUCUCGGGGAGUGGGGGACACAAAUGUUCAGUUUAAAAAUGAAUCUUUUUUCUUUCUUUCCAGGGAAGUAGUUUUGUAUUCAAAGCACUUCCUUGGUGCCUGGAAUGCAAAACCCACUUCCGUCCAAGUGCUUUUGCCUUUGCCCUGAUGCUGCCUCCCCGCAAAACCCCCCACUGCUUAGCCCUAAAUCAGAACAGCAAUCGAAAACCUGAUUGCUGUUUUCCAAAGCAACAGGGCAAAUGGAGGCGUAAAUGACCCCUCACAAUCUGAUGACCAUCAGUUAAAGGGAGCCUCUUUGAAGUUGAGUUUUCAGUGUUGAUCAGCUAAAAUGGAAAAAAGUAAGGUCUCAGAGCCUAAAAGGAUACAACACAAAAGGAAAGUGGUUUGGAAGGAAGGAGGAAAUAAGGAGAGUCAGAUGCAAGCUCUUUGUUCCAAGUUCUUCUGAUGACUAUCUGGAAUGGAAAAAUUCAAAGAAAAAACUGUGCCUCUUUUCUGUAUGGAUGGGGUGGUUCCUCACCCCCUUUUCUUUCCUCCUUUACUGGAGUCUCCUGGGGCGGCUUCUGCCAGGUGACAGGUGAUGGAGCAAGGAGCCUGGCUUCUCAGCAGAGCUCUUCGUGGUCUUGCAUCCCUCCUCUUCCCUCCUCUAUUACAAUCAGAUGCCCUGCGUGCUGCCAAGGGCCACGAGUAAUAAAGCUGGUUUUGUUUUGUGUUCCUUUGCCACCUCCACAACAUUUAUUAUGCUGAUCAUUUAUUUAUUUAUUGUUGUUGUGCAGGUCAGAGCUUGCCUCGUGCUGCGAUGCUGCUCACAACUUUAUCGCUUCUCAAAAUAACACCCCGCUGGGAAGCAACAUGAGUUAUGAAGUGGACAACAAGAAAACCAUUCACAUCACAGAGGAUAUAUUCAGAAUGCUGCCUGAGGUAAUAAGAGCUCCUUGGAUGGUUUCAUGGCCAUAAAAAUGUAAUCUAAAAGACACACACACCUUCAAUCCUUUGGUAUUCUGUGGGUGCCUCCAGACCCAGUAUUCUGCAGGAAGGACUCAAGCACAUAUCAAGAAAUGUAGGUUUGUGUAAUUAAAGUGGAUUAAAGCAAUCUGUUGCCUUAGUGCAGCAAAUCACUUAAAAAACAACUUUUUGUGAUUAGGAAAGUGAUGGGGAAAUCCAUUGGAAAGGGUGGGAUGGAUGAAUGAAUGAUUAAUUGGGAGAUGCACUAGUACCCAACGAGCAACUCAGGAUGAAAGCAGGAGGAAUGCUCUGUGCCAUAUAAGCUCUCCACAAAUAAAUCAGAAUAAACAAUCAAUAAAGUCGGCAUAGUUUAACCUCCAUGCAAGCAAAUCAAGAUGAGUACUCAAUCAAGUGAGGCAUCUACAGGAAACCUCUGUGGUGCUGUCCCUCAAUACUUUUGCUCUAUUAAAUAUUCCUCUUUUUUUCUUCAUUUAUCAGUAACCUAAUAGCCAGAGUUCUGUGGGUGAUGGGCCAAUCAGAACCAAAAUUCCCAAAGAAGCCCAGUCAAGAGCAACACAAAAAAGAUGUAAAGUGAAACAACCACGUCAAAGCAGAAAUUAACACAGUUUAAGGCAAAUGUCAUAGGAUACAGAGAGCCACGAAAUGAUCCCCACACAGUUGAAAGCCACCACCCUAACGCUCCAGUUAAGAUAGAAAUUAAAAAGUAUAAUCAGUGUGUUGUAUUCAAAGUUAGUUCUGCUCAAAGUAGAUUCACUGAGAUUAAUUAACAUGACUAACUUGGGUCCAUUAAUUUCAAUGGGUCUAUUCUGAGUAGAACUUAAAAGACCUGGAGCUCUAAAACAUUUUUUGAUUGGUGCCUAAAUAAUGUUAACAAAGGCACCAAGGUGAGCCUCUCUGUGAAGGACAUUCCACAGAAGAGGUCAUCUCCUUUGGAGCCACCCUCUGCAUCUCAGAUUGCGGGGCCCCUUGAAGAAGAAGGGUCUCAGCUGAUGUUCUCAGGGCCCAGGUAGAAACCAUAGUUCAGUGGUAGAGCAUCUGCUUUGCGUGCAGAAGAUCCCAGGAUCAAUCCAUGGCAUCCCCAUGUUGGGUUGGGAUAGACCCCAGCCUGGAACCCUGGAGAGCUACUGUCAAUGUAGACAAUAAUGGGUUAGAAGGAAUAGCAGCCAGAUCCGGUAUAAAGAGAUCUUCCUGUGUUCCUAGGCAUAUCUGGCUGAUUCCAGCGUCCCCAGGUUGUGAAGGCUCCGUCAUCAUUUUCAGACCAAUAGUCAAUAAAUAACUUUUAUAGCAGCUUAUUAGAAUUAGUGGUGGUGGACAUAGGACCUAUGAACUCUUGCUUCUGCUAUGCAAGAACAGAGUGCACCCGUUGUUUUUGUUUUCAGUCACAGCCCCUGGAUUACCCAUUCAAGAACUGUGCCGUGGUUGGAAAUGGGGGGAUCCUCAAGAACUCCAGCUGUGGAGCAGAAAUUGAUAAAUCCGACUUUGUAUUUAGGUAAGAAACUCUAAACUGUGAUGCAUGCAAUAGCUUGCACAGGGUCAUAGGCACUCUGACACCGGCAUCCUUAUUUCUGCAGUUUUUCUUGCCUGUUUUCAUAAGCCUCAGACAUGUUAUCAGAAGUGCAUGAUUUCUACUUAAGGACAAAUUUCUGGCCACUUUGAAGAGCAGAAAUGUGCUCUGAAAUAUGCAAGUAGCUCACACGAGCAUAUUUGUGGUCAGUUCCUAGGUGACAUUUCUGUUCUCUUAGGGUCUGUGAGAGCUGAGGCUAAUAGUAGCGAGAGAGAAGAAAUUCAACACCCCCUCCCUGUUUGCUGUGCUUCAGACAAAAAUGUCCCAAUGCUGAUGAUGAUGAUGAUGAAGAAGAAACUUGGCAGUGGCAUCUGCAUUUAGUGCCACAUCUAGUUUAACUCUUACAUUUGCUUUUGUUAAGAGAAUGGCCACUAUGCACAGAAAGAGGGGUCUCCUGUUGCCCUGUCUCUCCCUGCCACUGUUGUGUGUGUGUAAAUAUCUACAUCAGGAUCUGCUGUCCCUGUGGAUCCUGCCACCUGAGGCAGUCUCCUUACCUUGCCUCAUGGCUGGACUGGCCCUGCAUGUACAAUAUUUACAGCAGAUGCAUGUUGAAAGUCCAAUUGCAGACAAUAGUGCUUGCUUCCUAGUUACGUGUGCCUAGGACUGCAGCUGUAGGGAACAGACUCAAGUGACAUGUCGAAGAGAUGUCUGGAUGCUAUAACAAUGGGAUGUUUGAAGUGGCUCCUAAAUGGCUCUUGUAAAACUUCAGGUGUAACCUUCCCCCAACAAUGGGAAGCAUCAGUCAAGAUGUUGGCAACAAGACAAACCUUGUGACAGUCAACCCGAGCAUCAUAGCACAAAAGUGAGUAUGACUGCAAUGUUUUUUGUGUGACUCGUGUUUAAUUGCUUGAUUCUCCAUUAGAGAAACACAUCGGCAUGUCACCACUACAGCCACUGAAUUGCAAUUGCUUCGUUAGUGGUCCCAAGCUCCCUGUUAACUGGCAGCCUAAUGCAGAUUGAAAGCCCUUAAGCUUUUCGUGCUUUUGGAAAGAGCUGGAGCUUUGGUGAAAGGAAUAAAGAAGCCAUUUGUGAUUUUGCUCCCACAAAUUCUCAGCUGUGCAGCAAGGACGGUUUUACAAAAAUCAUAGCCACCACCUAAAUCAGGGGUGACCAUUGGGGGGGGGGGUUGCAUGCUAAUGGUGGAGCAGGGGCAGAACGAGGGGUUGGGGAAAAUUUGAUUCAGUUCCCAUUUCAAGGCUAAUCUACCUAAUUCACAUUAUCCAACACACUACCGUCUUUUGAAAUUCACACUUCUCCAAAUGUUGCAAUGCUGUGCUCCAGCCAAGUAAUUUUUACCAGGGUGAGGGUGUGCAUAGAAAUGCAAAUAUUAGUGAAAGUAACGUUUUGUUAGGGGAAAUGACAUUGGAAAAAAAUGUGUUAAUUGGCUUAAACUAUGUACAAAAAUAUGUAUAUUAGGAGAAAUUCACACUAAUAUACACUGAAUUUUCAUGAGGACAUGAAACAAUGGUCUGUUGUUAAUACAUGAAGAACCGGACUUAAGACUAGAAAAACGAGAAACUAAACUUCAGGUUUUUGCCCAUCCUUAAGUCUGAACCUUCACUCUCUCUUUUUCUGCCACCCCCAUUUUCUCUCCUCUGUUUCAGCCUCUCCUUUGUCUCUUUCCCCCUUUUCCAGCAGGCUGCAGCAGGUGGGACAUAUUGCUUUUGCAAAGGUUCUGAAAUAAUCACUUGCAGAGGACUUCUGCCAUCCCAGAUCUAAAUGGCAGUCAGGUUCUGCUUACAGAAUCUGCUAUCUUUCACAUUCACCAAGUUUUUUUUAUGUGUGUGUGUGCAUAGAAACUAUAUAAACCACUUGAGAGAGAGAAAAAGUCUCCAAGUAGCUCAAAGUACUGGCCUAGCUCACAUGUGACACUAAGCCAAACUAUGUAUGGUUUAACAUGAACAAGCAAUCAUGCUAGUGCAGUUUUUAAAAAAACCACACCUACUUCUCCCUUGCCACACCAUUGGGAGCUAAGCCAAGGUUUGCUUUAGUGUUACAAAUGAAUCCAGUCAUGUGGUUUCACUCCAAGCUUGUGGUUUAGUGCUUGUGGUUACUUUGUAGGAAAGAAACCAUGGGCUCAGGCACUCAUGAUCCAUAACAAAAGACAAACCAUAGCUUACUUCCUAGUAGUGGAGCAGGACUGUGAGAGAAGUGAAGUGGCCUCAUUUUUCUUACUGUGCACCACCACACUUGUUUGUUGUUGUGUUUGUUAUUACCAUAUUUAUUAAAUUUAUAUACUGCUAAACUAUAGUUUGGCUUAGCAUUGCACACAAACAACACCACCAUAACUUAGUACAGCAGCUAGUUUUGCCAUACAAACUGUGUUGAUUAGAUAAUAAAUAGCAAAUAAACAGAAAUGGGGCGAUUGGCUCCUUACAGAACAACAUUUAGUCUUCUUUUCCAUGUUAUUUGCUUCCUGGGGUGGGGUGCAGUUUGCAAAUAAUAUGGAAUUGCGCUAUAUUCCAUGAUAUUUCUGGAAGCGGCUUUUGCAUCGUGUGAAAGCUCAAAUAUAAUAUGAAAAUUAAGGAAACUUCAGGAAAAUGGAACAAAAUAUCAUGUGAAUGCAGCUAGAGUCUCACAGGACUGAACAGGGCAUCGCUCCUGUUGCUUUUAUAGGUGGGAUUUAAUUCUCAUUCUGUUUCCAGUGGUGAGCGGUUUAUAAAAUACAGUGGUACCUCGGGUUAAGUACUUAAAUUUGUUCCAGAGGUCCAUUCUUAACCUGAAACUGUUCUUGACCUGAAGCACCACUUUAGCUAAUGGGGCCUCCUGCUGCCGCCGUGCCGCUGGAGCACGAUUUGUGUUCUCAUCCUGAAGCAAAGUUCUUAACCUGAAGCACUAUUUCUGGGUUAGCAGAGUCUGUAACCUGAAGCGUAUGUAACCUGAGGUACCACCAUACAAUAAUGGACCCCACUGAAUCACACCCAGAGUAUCUGUACUGAUGAAAAUUUUUCACAUGUCUUUUCGUCUCUGCAGAUAUAACAAACUGAAUGAAAAGAAACUCACCUUCCUUGAGAACAUUGCAAGCUAUGGUGAAGCUUUCCUUUUGCUCCCUGCCUUUUCCUUCAGGAGCAAUACAGCAGCUUCUUUCAAAGUGCACCAAACUCUGAAAGAGUUCAGUGCAAAGCAGGAGGCCAUAUUUUUCUAUCCCAGAUAUCUCAGAAAUCUUGCCCAAUUCUGGAGGACUAAGGGCGUCAAAGCCUAUCGGUUGUCUUCAGGCUUUAUGAUCACCAGUGCGGCUGUGGAACUGUGCGAGAACGUGAAGCUCUAUGGCUUCUGGCCUUUCUCAAAAAGCAUUGAGGGCGCGCCUAUCAGCCACCACUACUACGACAACCAGCUACCCAAGCCUGGCUUCCAUGCAAUGCCCAAAGAGUACAGUCAGAUUCUCCAGCUCCAUGGAAGGGGUAUCCUCAAGCUGCAGUUUGGCAAAUGUCUAACUGACUAGGCCAAGGUAGGUUUCUUUGUGGGAAUGUCCUGCAUUUCAUUAAGCCAGGGGAGUCCCAUGCCUCGCAUCGGGGAUGGGGAACCUGUGUCCUUCCAGAUGUUGUUGGACUACAAUUCCCAUCAGCCCCAGCCAGCAUGACCAAUGGUCAUGUACGAUGGGAGUUGCAAUCCAGCAACAUCAGGAGGGCUGAAGUUUCCCCACUUCAAAUGUUUUAGGCAGAAAAUUCCAGCCUGGCCUGGAUGUUCUUGCAAUGAUUGAGCCUGCCAUGUAACGCAGGGCAGCCCUAUAAGGUGGCCAUUUCUUGCUUUAAAAGAAAAAGUGAGAGUGGCCAAAAUUACAUUAUGUUUGAUUAAUCACCAAAUGCCAGAGAAGCAAUAUGGGAUUUUAAAUUGAGACAAAACUGAAGUGACUUGUCUGACUGCUCAUUCAUCAGUGAAGUGAUGCAAGCUGAUUUAUUCAUUUGGACUUCUCUUUAACCCCUCACCCUUUUUAACCCAGAGGCAGAUAAAUGCCAACUGUAGCUUGUGAUGCACAUGUGGUACGGUUUGCUCACAAAUUAAUAAUAGUGCUGGCGUAUUUUCUUGUCUCAAUUCCAGAGUGAUGAUUGCUAAGAAGAGAAUUUGUAUGCACCGCUGCGGUUUGAUGUUGGAUUUGAUCAAAUGUCAACUUGUGAGCAUUAAAUUGUGCUAUUAUAAUUCAGAAGUAUUUUGCACUUCAAGAUGGCAGUCUUUUCCUUUUUCUCCUACCAUAGUGGCGUGUGUGACUUUAGCUUAUUGUAACCUGCCCUUUUUCUUACAUGGAAACAAAAUUUUUACAAAACCCAGAAUAUCCACGAGAGAGAACAAAGCCAAAUCUCAGGAUGAUAGCUGGCAGUUACAUUUGUAAAACUAUUUAUUGUUUUUGUUUAUGCCAUCUAAGACGCGGUCUGUCUUCGUAUCUUGCAGCUAUAAUAUGACUGCACCAUUUUGCUGAUCUGCAAACAAUUACACGUGGUUACAUCUUCAGCUGGCAGUCUGAAGCUCCGCAGCCCACAAACAGUUUUACCUCCUCAUUGUUGUAUCCAAAAUACUGUGAUGCAGCUCUUACAUUUUGUCAUAAUGAUUUCUUUAAACACGGAGAAAGGGCUUGAAUACCUGCUCGAGCAUCUGAACAAGAUGUGACAGGCCAGCUAAUUUAUCCUUUAUUCUCACUUGUGGCAUCAGAGCUGGAGUUGGGCGGGCUGUCCAAAACAACAAAGUGCAACAAGGAAAUACAAGCAAUUUUAUUUCCGCCUGCCCUUUCCCCCUUUUUCGUUUAAAGAGACACCCACACCCACUUCGUAGUUGAGCUGAAGAGGUGUGUGGACAGCAGAUCUGUCUGUUGAAAGCCAGGCAUUCUCCAGGCAUACAGUGUAGUGUUCCAGUUUUAAGAGCAAAUGGGACUUGCGGGUGAGGAGCGUGAAAUAUUCCCCUUGCCUUUGUGAGGAGCACAAAAUUCUCCCCCCGCCUAUGGCUUACCUCCUUGCAGUUUGACCUCCAAGGUGAUGCUGCCUCCAACUGGACUUAAGUUCUGGAAGUUAGUCCUAUUGAGAGGAAAUUAUGGACUGCACAGAUGACAUAAUCAUAGCUGUCAACUUUCAGAUUUGAAAAUAAGGGAUCAGCAGCCUUGAAAAUAAGGGAUCAGCAGUCUCACCUGUCCUGGGGACAGUCUACGGGAUAUCUAACAAUCUGGGAUAGCAGCGGGAAACGGCGCUGGAAUAAGGGAAUUUCCCACAAAAAAAGGGAAGGUUGACAGCUAUGGACAUAACAGAGGGAGGCAAGUUAGAAGGUAAAACAAAAUUAGAUUGUUAAAAGUUGGUCUAUGUGUUAGGAUGGGGCUGUGGGCAGGACUCUGAGGUGAGCCAGGAGCUCAGGAAGACCUUGUUGCUCAAAAGGGCUAACUGGAAUAGGACACUGUCUCAUGUUCCUUUCUAACUAGUUUAAGUGAAUGGAGUUAGUUCAGGCUUGUUUGUGUUUCACGGAGAAACUGUCACCUGAACUUCAUGUUCUCGCCACAUGGGGCAGCUAUCCACAGACCCCAUCAGCUCAUGACAAUUUCUGACUUACCAGUUUUCUGUCACGAAAGGUUGCUGUGGUUCCAGGCUCCAUCUUGUGCACCUGUGAAUCAAGGUAUAUUUUUCAAAAGCUACAUCUGUAUCUAAUUGAUGCAUGUUUUACAGAAGAGCUUGACACUGGGCUUCUACGUUUAAAUUCUUAAUGCUCAUUUCAUCAGACUACCUAUUAGAAUUAAAUUAUUUAAAAGCCCUGAUUAAAUUUUCUUCUAUCAAUUUGAGUCAAGAAGGAAUAAGGUACAUAAUGUUACCUAAUAGAAAACCAUCAUAUGCCCCUAGAGUAACAUUUCCAGGUCAUUUGUAGAGCUCUGUCAUCUAAUAAGGAGCAUGGCUUCUGAAAUAACUCUGUGGAUUGAGUCUUCCCUAGGUGAGGAAAACGAGGGAGGGUUCUUUUUCACAUGGACAUGGACAUAGCAAUUUCAGAAAUGGAGACUAGUUCUAUGUUGGGCUUAAUUUCAGCAAAACAAGCAGAAAGCAGUCUAACCUAGCUGUGAAUAGAAGUCCACUGGGGGCUUGAUAAACCCAACUUUUUCCUCUGAGACCGUAAAUGUUUGGCUGGUGUCAGACAUCUGGCAGGCCGUAAGACAAAGGUUGGUGUCACAGGCUGUCCUCAGAUUGCUGGGACACAAGUUUUGCACUCCUAAUAUAAAAGCUCCUAAGCUUUGAAAUGGAACAGGCAGUGUAUACCUAAUACCUGCAAUCCACCAUGUCAGGGGCCGAAUGCUGCCUCCCAAGCCUCUCUCUCUGGCCCUGUGGAUUCUCUGCAGCCCCCCCCCCCCUGGCCCUCUUCAUCUUCCUUGAGUGUCCUUGCCUGACUGGGAUAUCUUCUUGAACCAUGAGAUUGUCCAGGCAAAUGAAAUGUAGAAAAAAACUAGCUUACUGUCCAAGGAUAAAAUUUACAAGAGCUGCUCUGCCCACCUGGCAGAGUACCCAGGCACCACCAACACUGGCAUAUGGCCCCCAGAAGGGUGCCUGAAAAGAAUGGGUUGUUGGGACAAGAUGUGUCGUCCGCAUCUGACACAGGGUGUUUAUCUCCCACAGACACAGAAUCAUAGAAUUGCAGAGUUGGAAGGGAUGAUAAAGGUCAUCUUAUCCAACCCCCUGCCAUGCAGGAAUACUUUACUCAACACAGGGCUCAAACUUGCAACCCCGAGAUUAGGAGUCUCAUGCUCUUCCGACUGAACUAUUGAGCUGUGAAUCCCACAGAGGGUCAACUGCUGAACAAGGUCCUUACAGGGAAUCCUUAUACAGACUUUUCUCACCCUGUGAUGACAACAACAGGCGUCUUUCAGUUAUAGUUGAAAGGUUGUCUUUAAAAGACCAUUCUACGUAUCUCAGUAAAUAUUUGGAUAGCCUUUCCUUUCGGCAUGUGAUACUAUCAGGCUUCACCAACCUGGUGCCCUCUGGCUAUUUUGUACUAAAGAUUCAAUCACAUGCCAAAGUGAAUGGGGAUUGAAGUCUAAAACAGCCAGAGAGCUGUAGGCUGGCCAAGAUUGACGAACGUUGCAUUUCGGGAUAUUUAUACUUGAAAAUUGUAGUAACUACUUGUGGCUUCUUGUCUCCUACAACUCUCACUGUAUUGGGACCUCCCUUUUUCAUGAUACUGUAUGAACAUAAGAAGAGCCUGCUGGAUCAGGCCAAUGGCCCAUCUAGUCCAGCAUCCUGUUCUCACAGUGGCCAGCCAGCUGCCAAUGGGAAGCCCAAGCACAGCAGCAGGGCCCAAGCACAACAGCACUCUUCAAACUUAGGAGUCCCAGCAGAGGUAGAACAUAGCCAUCAUGGCUGGUAGCCAUGGAUAGUCUUCUGCUCUAGGAAAUCUCCCCCAUCGAAAGGUCCAGUGUUGCCAGGAGGCAUUUGAUGCUUUAAAAUCUAAAUGUGAUAUUAUGGUCUGUUUGAAACUGUUGCUAAGCGUCUGACUGUAUUAACGUAUGGAUAACUUCUCUUUCUGUGUGAUGUAUUGAGAGGAGUGCUGUGUCAUACUUCUGUUUUUAAUUUUAUUGUACUUUGAGGUAAAGUUUUAUUGUCAGCCAGAUGAUGUCGUCGAUGCUCUGUAUUGAUGAAGUGCCUCAGUGCCAAAGACUGUUUGCUUUCAUGUCAUGGUGUAUACAGUGGAUGUUGCUCUCAUUGGAUGUUGCACUAACUAGAUGUGAACUGGAAUAUUUUUGCAAUUUUAUUUGGAAAUUAAAAACAACAACAACGCCUUGUUAU
Molecule: messenger RNA, 48754 nt
Organism: Podarcis lilfordi (Lilford's wall lizard)
Lineage: Eukaryota; Metazoa; Chordata; Lepidosauria; Squamata; Lacertidae
Source: the annotation of a GenBank genome assembly